UCACACCCCCUGCCCCCUCAUGCCAUCCGCUCCCCCCCGCCCCUACCCUCCGCGUGCCCGCUCCCUUGCCGCCUCUUUUGACCCUCCCUGCCCCCCCUCGCCGUUUCCCACCGCCCGCCAUUCGCUCCUCCCCGCCCGUGCGCUCCCCUCCUUUACCUUCUCCUCUCCCCCCUCCCCUCCUCUGCUGCACGCCUCUUCCUUCCCCUCGCCGACCCACUCCACUCCUGCCCCUCCUCAAUCCGCACCCUGCCCCUCGUAUCUCGCCCCCCUAUGCUUGGUUUCUCCCCUCCCUGCCCAUCGCCGCCUUGCCCACGCUCCCCACCUCCCCCCUCUCCCUGCCCCCCCCCACUCUCCCCCCCCCCCUUGUCCUUGGCUUCCUACCUCCCUGCCUCACCUUUCCCCCCUCCGUGUGCUCAGCUUCUCCCCUCCCUGCCCCUCCCUCCUCCCCGCCCUGCCCCUCAUUUUCCGCCCCCCCCCCCCCCACGCCCGGUUUCUCCCCUCCCCGCGCCUCCCUUUCUUUCUCCGUGCCUCUCCUUUGCUCCCUCCCUGCCCCCGCCUGCCCAUGCCCCUGUCUUUGGCUUCUCCCCUCCCUGCCCCACGUUUCUUCCCUCCCUGCCCCCCGUCUGCCCCUCCCUUGUUUUCCCCUCACCCAUUGCUUCUCUCCUCCCUGCCCUUGAUUUCCCACACCCCUGCCCUCGUUUCCUAUCAUCCAUGCCCCUCGUUUCCCCCCUUUCCCCUGCCCGUUGCUGCCCCUCCCCUUGCCCCCUCAACUCCCCUGCCCCCCGUACACCCCAAGUCCCAUCCAACCGCCCCCACCCUCCCCCGGCUGCCCGUUUCCGCUCUCCACCCCCGCGACCGUGUGCGGCUUCCAACCGCCCAACGGUGGUGCGCACGGGGCUCACACCCCCUGCCCCCUCAUGCCAUCCGCUCCCCCCGCCCCUACCCUCCGCGUGCCCGCUCCCUUGCCGCCUCUUUUGACCCUCCCUGCCCCCCCCUCGCCGUUUCCCACCGCCCGCCAUUCGCUCCUCCCCGCCCGUGCGCUCCCCUCCUUUACCUUCUCCUCCCCCCUCCCCUCCUCUGCUGCACGCCUCUUCCUUCCCCUCGCCGACCCACUCCACUCCCUGCCCCUCCUCAAUCCGCACCCUGCCCCUCGUAUCUCGCCCCCCUAUGCUUGGUUUCUCCCCUCCCUGCCCCUCGCCGCCUUUCCCCGCUCCCCACCUCCCCCCUCUCCCUGCCCCCCCCACUCUCCCCCCCCCUUGUCCUUGGCUUCCUACCUCCCUGCCUCACCUUUCCCCCCUCCGUGUGCUCAGCUUCUCCCCUCCCUGCCCCUCCCUCCUCCCCGCCCUGCCCCCGCCUCCCUUUCUUUCUCCGUGCCUCUCCUUUGCUCCCUCCCUGCCCCCGCCUGCCCAUGCCCCUGUCUUUGGCUUCUCCCCUCCCUGCCCCACGUUUCUUCCCUCCCUGCCCCCCGUCUGCCCCUCCCUUGUUUUCCCCUCACCCAUUGCUUCUCUCCUCCCUGCCCUUGAUUUCCCACACCCCUGCCCUCGUUUCCUAUCAUCCAUGCCCCUCGUUUCCCCCCUUUGUACGUUCAGCCUCUUCCCUCCCUGCCCCUCCCUUCCUCCCCCCCUGCCCUUUGCUCUCCCCUCGUUACGCUCCCUUCUCCCCAUCCCUGCUGCCCUCUUACCACCAUCAGCCCAUCCCCACGACCAGCCCCCCUCCCACCCUUCAAUCCCCCCCUCCCUCUCUCUCUCUCUCUCUCUCUCUCUCUCUCUCUUUCUCACACACACCACACACACGCACACUCCCCUCCCCCACCCCCCCCACCUACAUCCUCCCAUUCUGCCCCUCCCUGCCCCUUUCCCACCCCCUCGCACGCCCCUCACCUCCCACCUCCGUGCAACUGGUUUCCCCCCUAUGGUGCCACCCUUGCAUCGCUCGCCCCUCUGCUCACCCUCUGCCCGCCCCUUUUCCGUGCCCUCAGUUGGCCCAGCCCCUGCCCGUUGCUGCCCCUCCCCUUGCCCCCUCAACUCCCCUGCCCCCCGUACACCCCAAGUCCCAUCCAACCGCCCCCACCCUCCCCCGGCUGCCCGUUUCCGCUCUCCACCCCCGCGACCGUGUGCGGCUUCCAACCGCCCAACGGUGUCACACCCCCUGCCCCCUCAUGCCAUCCGCUCCCCCCGCCCCUACCCUCCGCGUGCCCGCUCCCUUGCCGCCUCUUUUGACCCUCCCUGCCCCCCCUCGCCGUUUCCCACCGCCCGCCAUUCGCUCCUCCCCGCCCGUGCGCUCCCCUCCUUUACCUUCUCCUCCCCCCUCCCCUCCUCUGCUGCACGCCUCUUCCUUCCCCUCGCCGACCCACUCCACUCCCUGCCCCUCCUCAAUCCGCACCCUGCCCCUCGUAUCUCGCCCCCCUAUGCUUGGUUUCUCCCCUCCCUGCCCCUCGCCGCCUUUCCCCGCUCCCCACCUCCCCCCUCUCCCUGCCCCCCCCACUCUCCCCCCCCCUUGUCCUUGGCUUCCUACCUCCCUGCCUCACCUUUCCCCCCUCCGUGUGCUCAGCUUCUCCCCUCCCUGCCCCUCCCUCCUCCCCGCCCUGCCCCUCAUUUUCCGCCCCCCCCCCCCCCCACGCCCGGUUUCUCCCCUCCCCGCGCCUCCCUUUCUUUCUCCGUGCCUCUCCUUUGCUCCCUCCCUGCCCCCGCCUGCCCAUGCCCCUGUCUUUGGCUUCUCCCCUCCCUGCCCCACGUUUCUUCCCUCCCUGCCCCCCGUCUGCCCCUCCCUUGUUUUCCCCUCACCCAUUGCUUCUCUCCUCCCUGCCCUUGAUUUCCCACACCCCUGCCCUCGUUUCCUAUCAUCCAUGCCCCUCCCCCUGCCCGUUGCUGCCCCUCCCCUUGCCCCCUCAACUCCCCUGCCCCCCGUACACCCCAAGUCCCAUCCAACCGCCCCCACCCUCCCCCGGCUGCCCGUUUCCGCUCUCCACCCCCGCGACCGUGUGCGGCUUCCAACCGCCCAACGGUGUCACACCCCCUGCCCCCUCAUGCCAUCCGCUCCCCCCGCCCCUACCCUCCGCGUGCCCGCUCCCUUGCCGCCUCUUUUGACCCUCCCUGCCCCCCCUCGCCGUUUCCCACCGCCCGCCAUUCGCUCCUCCCCGCCCGUGCGCUCCCCUCCUUUACCUUCUCCUCCCCCCUCCCCUCCUCUGCUGCACGCCUCUUCCUUCCCCUCGCCGACCCACUCCACUCCCUGCCCCUCCUCAAUCCGCACCCUGCCCCUCGUAUCUCGCCCCCCUAUGCUUGCUUCUCCCCUCCCUGCCCCUCCCUCCUCCCCGCCCUGCCCCUCAUUUUCCGCCCCCCCCCCCCCACGCCCGGUUUCUCCCCUCCCCGCGCCUCCCUUUCUUUCUCCGUGCCUCUCCUUUGCUCCCUCCCUGCCCCCGCCUGCCCAUGCCCCUGUCUUUGGCUUCUCCCCUCCCUGCCCCACGUUUCUUCCCUCCCUGCCCCCCGUCUGCCCCUCCCUUGUUUUCCCCUCACCCAUUGCUUCUCUCCUCCCUGCCCUUGAUUUCCCACACCCCUGCCCUCGUUUCCUAUCAUCCAUGCCCCUCCCCCUGCCCGUUGCUGCCCCUCCCCUUGCCCCCUCAACUCCCCUGCCCCCCGUACACCCCAAGUCCCAUCCAACCGCCCCCACCCUCCCCCGGCUGCCCGUUUCCGCUCUCCACCCCCGCGACCGUGUGCGGCUUCCAACCGCCCAACGGUGGUGCGCACGGGGCUCACACCCCCUGCCCCCUCAUGCCAUCCGCUCCCCCCGCCCCUACCCUCCGCGUGCCCGCUCCCUUGCCGCCUCUUUUGACCCUCCCUGCCCCCCCUCGCCGUUUCCCACCGCCCGCCAUUCGCUCCUCCCCGCCCGUGCGCUCCCCUCCUUUACCUUCUCCUCCCCCCUCCCCUCCUCUGCUGCACGCCUCUUCCUUCCCCUCGCCGACCCACUCCACUCCCUGCCCCUCCUCAAUCCGCACCCUGCCCCUCGUAUCUCGCCCCCCUAUGCUUGGUUUCUCCCCUCCCUGCCCCUCGCCGCCUUUCCCCGCUCCCCACCUCCCCCCUCUCCCUGCCCCCCCCACUCUCCCCCCCCCCUUGUCCUUGGCUUCCUACCUCCCUGCCUCACCUUUCCCCCCUCCGUGUGCUCAGCUUCUCCCCUCCCUGCCCCUCCCUCCUCCCCGCCCUGCCCCUCAUUUUCCGCCCCCCCCCCCCCACGCCCGGUUUCUCCCCUCCCCGCGCCUCCCUUUCUUUCUCCGUGCCUCUCCUUUGCUCCCUCCCUGCCCCCGCCUGCCCAUGCCCCUGUCUUUGGCUUCUCCCCUCCCUGCCCCACGUUUCUUCCCUCCCUGCCCCCCGUCUGCCCCUCCCUUGUUUUCCCCUCACCCAUUGCUUCUCUCCUCCCUGCCCUUGAUUUCCCACACCCCUGCCCUCGUUUCCUAUCAUCCAUGCCCCUCCCCCUGCCCGUUGCUGCCCCUCCCCUUGCCCCCUCAACUCCCCUGCCCCCCGUACACCCCAAGUCCCAUCCAACCGCCCCCACCCUCCCCCGGCUGCCCGUUUCCGCUCUCCACCCCCGCGACCGUGUGCGGCUUCCAACCGCCCAACGGUGGUGCGCACGGGGCUCACACCCCCUGCCCCCUCAUGCCAUCCGCUCCCCCCGCCCCUACCCUCCGCGUGCCCGCUCCCUUGCCGCCUCUUUUGACCCUCCCUGCCCCCCCUCGCCGUUUCCCACCGCCCGCCAUUCGCUCCUCCCCGCCCGUGCGCUCCCCUCCUUUACCUUCUCCUCCCCCCUCCCCUCCUCUGCUGCACGCCUCUUCCUUCCCCUCGCCGACCCACUCCACUCCCUGCCCCUCCUCAAUCCGCACCCUGCCCCUCGUAUCUCGCCCCCCUAUGCUUGGUUUCUCCCCUCCCUGCCCCUCGCCGCCUUUCCCCGCUCCCCACCUCCCCCCUCUCCCUGCCCCCCCCACUCUCCCCCCCCCCUUGUCCUUGGCUUCCUACCUCCCUGCCUCACCUUUCCCCCCUCCGUGUGCUCAGCUUCUCCCCUCCCUGCCCCUCCCUCCUCCCCGCCCUGCCCCUCAUUUUCCGCCCCCCCCCCCCCACGCCCGGUUUCUCCCCUCCCCGCGCCUCCCUUUCUUUCUCCGUGCCUCUCCUUUGCUCCCUCCCUGCCCCCGCCUGCCCAUGCCCCUGUCUUUGGCUUCUCCCCUCCCUGCCCCACGUUUCUUCCCUCCCUGCCCCCCGUCUGCCCCUCCCUUGUUUUCCCCUCACCCAUUGCUUCUCUCCUCCCUGCCCUUGAUUUCCCACACCCCUGCCCUCGUUUCCUAUCAUCCAUGCCCCUCGUUUCCCCCCUUUGUACGUUCAGCCUCUUCCCUCCCUGCCCCUCCCUUCCUCCCCCCCUGCCCUUUGCUCUCCCCUCGUUACGCUCCCUUCUCCCCAUCCCUGCUGCCCUCUUACCACCAUCAGCCCAUCCCCACGACCAGCCCCCCUCCCACCCUUCAAUCCCCCCCUCCCUCUCUCUCUCUCUCUCUCUCUCUCUCUCUCUCUUUCUCACACACACACACACACACGCACACUCCCCUCCCCCACCCCCCCCACCUACAUCCUCCCAUUCUGCCCCUCCCUGCCCCUUUCCCACCCCCUCGCACGCCCCUCACCUCCCACCUCCGUGCAACUGGUUUCCCCCCUAUGGUGCCACCCUUGCAUCGCUCGCCCCUCUGCUCACCCUCUGCCCGCCCCUUUUCCGUGCCCUCAGUUGGCCCAGCCCCUGCCCGUUGCUGCCCCUCCCCUUGCCCCCUCAACUCCCCUGCCCCCCGUACACCCCAAGUCCCAUCCAACCGCCCCCACCCUCCCCCGGCUGCCCGUUUCCGCUCUCCACCCCCGCGACCGUGUGCGGCUUCCAACCGCCCAACGGUGGUGCGCACGGGGCUCACACCCCCUGCCCCCUCAUGCCAUCCGCUCCCCCCGCCCCUACCCUCCGCGUGCCCGCUCCCUUGCCGCCUCUUUUGACCCUCCCUGCCCCCCCUCGCCGUUUCCCACCGCCCGCCAUUCGCUCCUCCCCGCCCGUGCGCUCCCCUCCUUUACCUUCUCCUCCCCCCUCCCCUCCUCUGCUGCACGCCUCUUCCUUCCCCUCGCCGACCCACUCCACUCCCUGCCCCUCCUCAAUCCGCACCCUGCCCCUCGUAUCUCGCCCCCCUAUGCUUGCUUCUCCCCUCCCUGCCCCUCCCUCCUCCCCGCCCUGCCCCUCAUUUUCCGCCCCCCCCCCCCCACGCCCGGUUUCUCCCCUCCCCGCGCCUCCCUUUCUUUCUCCGUGCCUCUCCUUUGCUCCCUCCCUGCCCCCGCCUGCCCAUGCCCCUGUCUUUGGCUUCUCCCCUCCCUGCCCCACGUUUCUUCCCUCCCUGCCCCCCGUCUGCCCCUCCCUUGUUUUCCCCUCACCCAUUGCUUCUCUCCUCCCUGCCCUUGAUUUCCCACACCCCUGCCCUCGUUUCCUAUCAUCCAUGCCCCUCCCCCUGCCCGUUGCUGCCCCUCCCCUUGCCCCCUCAACUCCCCUGCCCCCCGUACACCCCAAGUCCCAUCCAACCGCCCCCACCCUCCCCCGGCUGCCCGUUUCCGCUCUCCACCCCCGCGACCGUGUGCGGCUUCCAACCGCCCAACGGUGUCACACCCCCUGCCCCCUCAUGCCAUCCGCUCCCCCCGCCCCUACCCUCCGCGUGCCCGCUCCCUUGCCGCCUCUUUUGACCCUCCCUGCCCCCCCUCGCCGUUUCCCACCGCCCGCCAUUCGCUCCUCCCCGCCCGUGCGCUCCCCUCCUUUACCUUCUCCUCCCCCCUCCCCUCCUCUGCUGCACGCCUCUUCCUUCCCCUCGCCGACCCACUCCACUCCCUGCCCCUCCUCAAUCCGCACCCUGCCCCUCGUAUCUCGCCCCCCUAUGCUUGCUUCUCCCCUCCCUGCCCCUCCCUCCUCCCCGCCCUGCCCCUCAUUUUCCGCCCCCCCCCCCCCACGCCCGGUUUCUCCCCUCCCCGCGCCUCCCUUUCUUUCUCCGUGCCUCUCCUUUGCUCCCUCCCUGCCCCCGCCUGCCCAUGCCCCUGUCUUUGGCUUCUCCCCUCCCUGCCCCACGUUUCUUCCCUCCCUGCCCCCCGUCUGCCCCUCCCUUGUUUUCCCCUCACCCAUUGCUUCUCUCCUCCCUGCCCUUGAUUUCCCACACCCCUGCCCUCGUUUCCUAUCAUCCAUGCCCCUCCCCCUGCCCGUUGCUGCCCCUCCCCUUGCCCCCUCAACUCCCCUGCCCCCCGUACACCCCAAGUCCCAUCCAACCGCCCCCACCCUCCCCCGGCUGCCCGUUUCCGCUCUCCACCCCCGCGACCGUGUGCGGCUUCCAACCGCCCAACGGUGGUGCGCACGGGGCUCACACCCCCUGCCCCCUCAUGCCAUCCGCUCCCCCCGCCCCUACCCUCCGCGUGCCCGCUCCCUUGCCGCCUCUUUUGACCCUCCCUGCCCCCCCUCGCCGUUUCCCACCGCCCGCCAUUCGCUCCUCCCCGCCCGUGCGCUCCCCUCCUUUACCUUCUCCUCCCCCCUCCCCUCCUCUGCUGCACGCCUCUUCCUUCCCCUCGCCGACCCACUCCACUCCCUGCCCCUCCUCAAUCCGCACCCUGCCCCUCGUAUCUCGCCCCCCUAUGCUUGGUUUCUCCCCUCCCUGCCCCUCGCCGCCUUUCCCCGCUCCCCACCUCCCCCCUCUCCCUGCCCCCCCCACUCUCCCCCCCCCCUUGUCCUUGGCUUCCUACCUCCCUGCCUCACCUUUCCCCCCUCCGUGUGCUCAGCUUCUCCCCUCCCUGCCCCUCCCUCCUCCCCGCCCUGCCCCUCAUUUUCCGCCCCCCCCCCCCCACGCCCGGUUUCUCCCCUCCCCGCGCCUCCCUUUCUUUCUCCGUGCCUCUCCUUUGCUCCCUCCCUGCCCCCGCCUGCCCAUGCCCCUGUCUUUGGCUUCUCCCCUCCCUGCCCCACGUUUCUUCCCUCCCUGCCCCCCGUCUGCCCCUCCCUUGUUUUCCCCUCACCCAUUGCUUCUCUCCUCCCUGCCCUUGAUUUCCCACACCCCUGCCCUCGUUUCCUAUCAUCCAUGCCCCUCCCCCUGCCCGUUGCUGCCCCUCCCCUUGCCCCCUCAACUCCCCUGCCCCCCGUACACCCCAAGUCCCAUCCAACCGCCCCCACCCUCCCCCGGCUGCCCGUUUCCGCUCUCCACCCCCGCGACCGUGUGCGGCUUCCAACCGCCCAACGGUGUCACACCCCCUGCCCCCUCAUGCCAUCCGCUCCCCCCGCCCCUACCCUCCGCGUGCCCGCUCCCUUGCCGCCUCUUUUGACCCUCCCUGCCCCCCCUCGCCGUUUCCCACCGCCCGCCAUUCGCUCCUCCCCGCCCGUGCGCUCCCCUCCUUUACCUUCUCCUCCCCCCUCCCCUCCUCUGCUGCACGCCUCUUCCUUCCCCUCGCCGACCCACUCCACUCCCUGCCCCUCCUCAAUCCGCACCCUGCCCCUCGUAUCUCGCCCCCCUAUGCUUGCUUCUCCCCUCCCUGCCCCUCCCUCCUCCCCGCCCUGCCCCUCAUUUUCCGCCCCCCCCCCCCCACGCCCGGUUUCUCCCCUCCCCGCGCCUCCCUUUCUUUCUCCGUGCCUCUCCUUUGCUCCCUCCCUGCCCCCGCCUGCCCAUGCCCCUGUCUUUGGCUUCUCCCCUCCCUGCCCCACGUUUCUUCCCUCCCUGCCCCCCGUCUGCCCCUCCCUUGUUUUCCCCUCACCCAUUGCUUCUCUCCUCCCUGCCCUUGAUUUCCCACACCCCUGCCCUCGUUUCCUAUCAUCCAUGCCCCUCCCCCUGCCCGUUGCUGCCCCUCCCCUUGCCCCCUCAACUCCCCUGCCCCCUGUACACCCCAAGUCCCAUCCAACCGCCCCCACCCUCCCCCGGCUGCCCGUUUCCGCUCUCCACCCCCGCGACCGUGUGCGGCUUCCAACCGCCCAACGGUGUCACACCCCCUGCCCCCUCAUGCCAUCCGCUCCCCCCGCCCCUACCCUCCGCGUGCCCGCUCCCUUGCCGCCUCUUUUGACCCUCCCUGCCCCCCCUCGCCGUUUCCCACCGCCCGCCAUUCGCUCCUCCCCGCCCGUGCGCUCCCCUCCUUUACCUUCUCCUCCCCCCUCCCCUCCUCUGCUGCACGCCUCUUCCUUCCCCUCGCCGACCCACUCCACUCCCUGCCCCUCCUCAAUCCGCACCCUGCCCCUCGUAUCUCGCCCCCCUAUGCUUGGUUUCUCCCCUCCCUGCCCCUCGCCGCCUUUCCCCGCUCCCCACCUCCCCCCUCUCCCUGCCCCCCCCACUCUCCCCCCCCCCUUGUCCUUGGCUUCCUACCUCCCUGCCUCACCUUUCCCCCCUCCGUGUGCUCAGCUUCUCCCCUCCCUGCCCCUCCCUCCUCCCCGCCCUGCCCCUCAUUUUCCGCCCCCCCCCCCCCCACGCCCGGUUUCUCCCCUCCCCGCGCCUCCCUUUCUUUCUCCGUGCCUCUCCUUUGCUCCCUCCCUGCCCCCGCCUGCCCAUGCCCCUGUCUUUGGCUUCUCCCCUCCCUGCCCCACGUUUCUUCCCUCCCUGCCCCCCGUCUGCCCCUCCCUUGUUUUCCCCUCACCCAUUGCUUCUCUCCUCCCUGCCCUUGAUUUCCCACACCCCUGCCCUCGUUUCCUAUCAUCCAUGCCCCUCGUUUCCCCCCUUUGUACGUUCAGCCUCUUCCCUCCCUGCCCCUCCCUUCCUCCCCCCCUGCCCUUUGCUCUCCCCUCGUUACGCUCCCUUCUCCCCAUCCCUGCUGCCCUCUUACCACCAUCAGCCCAUCCCCACGACCAGCCCCCCUCCCACCCUUCAAUCCCCCCCUCCCUCUCUCUCUCUCUCUCUCUCUCUCUCUCUCUCUUUCUCACACACACACACACACGCACACUCCCCUCCCCCACCCCCCCCACCUACAUCCUCCCAUUCUGCCCCUCCCUGCCCCUUUCCCACCCCCUCGCACGCCCCUCACCUCCCACCUCCGUGCAACUGGUUUCCCCCCUAUGGUGCCACCCUUGCAUCGCUCGCCCCUCUGCUCACCCUCUGCCCGCCCCUUUUCCGUGCCCUCAGUUGGCCCAGCCCCUGCCCGUUGCUGCCCCUCCCCUUGCCCCCUCAACUCCCCUGCCCCCCGUACACCCCAAGUCCCAUCCAACCGCCCCCACCCUCCCCCGGCUGCCCGUUUCCGCUCUCCACCCCCGCGACCGUGUGCGGCUUCCAACCGCCCAACGGUGUCACACCCCCUGCCCCCUCAUGCCAUCCGCUCCCCCCGCCCCUACCCUCCGCGUGCCCGCUCCCUUGCCGCCUCUUUUGACCCUCCCUGCCCCCCCUCGCCGUUUCCCACCGCCCGCCAUUCGCUCCUCCCCGCCCGUGCGCUCCCCUCCUUUACCUUCUCCUCCCCCCUCCCCUCCUCUGCUGCACGCCUCUUCCUUCCCCUCGCCGACCCACUCCACUCCCUGCCCCUCCUCAAUCCGCACCCUGCCCCUCGUAUCUCGCCCCCCUAUGCUUGCUUCUCCCCUCCCUGCCCCUCCCUCCUCCCCGCCCUGCCCCUCAUUUUCCGCCCCCCCCCCCCCACGCCCGGUUUCUCCCCUCCCCGCGCCUCCCUUUCUUUCUCCGUGCCUCUCCUUUGCUCCCUCCCUGCCCCCGCCUGCCCAUGCCCCUGUCUUUGGCUUCUCCCCUCCCUGCCCCACGUUUCUUCCCUCCCUGCCCCCCGUCUGCCCCUCCCUUGUUUUCCCCUCACCCAUUGCUUCUCUCCUCCCUGCCCUUGAUUUCCCACACCCCUGCCCUCGUUUCCUAUCAUCCAUGCCCCUCCCCCUGCCCGUUGCUGCCCCUCCCCUUGCCCCCUCAACUCCCCUGCCCCCCGUACACCCCAAGUCCCAUCCAACCGCCCCCACCCUCCCCCGGCUGCCCGUUUCCGCUCUCCACCCCCGCGACCGUGUGCGGCUUCCAACCGCCCAACGGUGUCACACCCCCUGCCCCCUCAUGCCAUCCGCUCCCCCCGCCCCUACCCUCCGCGUGCCCGCUCCCUUGCCGCCUCUUUUGACCCUCCCUGCCCCCCCUCGCCGUUUCCCACCGCCCGCCAUUCGCUCCUCCCCGCCCGUGCGCUCCCCUCCUUUACCUUCUCCUCCCCCCUCCCCUCCUCUGCUGCACGCCUCUUCCUUCCCCUCGCCGACCCACUCCACUCCCUGCCCCUCCUCAAUCCGCACCCUGCCCCUCGUAUCUCGCCCCCCUAUGCUUGGUUUCUCCCCUCCCUGCCCCUCGCCGCCUUUCCCCGCUCCCCACCUCCCCCCUCUCCCUGCCCCCCCCACCUUCUCCCCCCCCCUUGUCCUUGGCUUCCUACCUCCCUGCCUCACCUUUCCCCCCUCCGUGUGCUCAGCUUCUCCCCUCCCUGCCCCUCCCUCCUCCCCGCCCUGCCCCUCAUUUUCCGCCCCCCCCCCCCACGCCCGGUUUCUCCCCUCCCCGCGCCUCCCUUUCUUUCUCCGUGCCUCUCCUUUGCUCCCUCCCUGCCCCCGCCUGCCCAUGCCCCUGUCUUUGGCUUCUCCCCUCCCUGCCCCACGUUUCUUCCCUCCCUGCCCCCCGUCUGCCCCUCCCUUGUUUUCCCCUCACCCAUUGCUUCUCUCCUCCCUGCCCUUGAUUUCCCACACCCCUGCCCUCGUUUCCUAUCAUCCAUGCCCCUCGUUUCCCCCCUUUGUACGUUCAGCCUCUUCCCUCCCUGCCCCUCCCUUCCUCCCCCCCUGCCCUUUGCUCUCCCCUCGUUACGCUCCCUUCUCCCCAUCCCUGCUGCCCUCUUACCACCAUCAGCCCAUCCCCACGACCAGCCCCCCUCCCACCCUUCAAUCCCCCCUCCCUCUCUCUCUCUCUCUCUCUCUCUCUUUCUCACACACACACACACACGCACACUCCCCUCCCCCACCCCCCCCACCUACAUCCUCCCAUUCUGCCCCUCCCUGCCCCUUUCCCACCCCCUCGCACGCCCCUCACCUCCCACCUCCGUGCAACUGGUUUCCCCCCUAUGGUGCCACCCUUGCAUCGCUCGCCCCUCUGCUCACCCUCUGCCCGCCCCUUUUCCGUGCCCUCAGUUGGCCCAGCCCCUGCCCGUUGCUGCCCCUCCCCUUGCCCCCUCAACUCCCCUGCCCCCCGUACACCCCAAGUCCCAUCCAACCGCCCCCACCCUCCCCCGGCUGCCCGUUUCCGCUCUCCACCCCCGCGACCGUGUGCGGCUUCCAACCGCCCAACGGUGGUGCGCACGGGGCUCACACCCCCUGCCCCCUCAUGCCAUCCGCUCCCCCCGCCCCUACCCUCCGCGUGCCCGCUCCCUUGCCGCCUCUUUUGACCCUCCCUGCCCCCCCUCGCCGUUUCCCACCGCCCGCCAUUCGCUCCUCCCCGCCCGUGCGCUCCCCUCCUUUACCUUCUCCUCCCCCCUCCCCUCCUCUGCUGCACGCCUCUUCCUUCCCCUCGCCGACCCACUCCACUCCCUGCCCCUCCUCAAUCCGCACCCUGCCCCUCGUAUCUCGCCCCCCUAUGCUUGGUUUCUCCCCUCCCUGCCCCUCGCCGCCUUUCCCCGCUCCCCACCUCCCCCCUCUCCCUGCCCCCCCCACUCUCCCCCCCCCUUGUCCUUGGCUUCCUACCUCCCUGCCUCACCUUUCCCCCCUCCGUGUGCUCAGCUUCUCCCCUCCCUGCCCCUCCCUCCUCCCCGCCCUGCCCCUCAUUUUCCGCCCCCCCCCCCCACGCCCGGUUUCUCCCCUCCCCGCGCCUCCCUUUCUUUCUCCGUGCCUCUCCUUUGCUCCCUCCCUGCCCCCGCCUGCCCAUGCCCCUGUCUUUGGCUUCUCCCCUCCCUGCCCCACGUUUCUUCCCUCCCUGCCCCCCGUCUGCCCCUCCCUUGUUUUCCCCUCACCCAUUGCUUCUCUCCUCCCUGCCCUUGAUUUCCCACACCCCUGCCCUCGUUUCCUAUCAUCCAUGCCCCUCCCCCUGCCCGUUGCUGCCCCUCCCCUUGCCCCCUCAACUCCCCUGCCCCCCGUACACCCCAAGUCCCAUCCAACCGCCCCCACCCUCCCCCGGCUGCCCGUUUCCGCUCUCCACCCCCGCGACCGUGUGCGGCUUCCAACCGCCCAACGGUGGUGCGCACGGGGCUCACACCCCCUGCCCCCUCAUGCCAUCCGCUCCCCCCGCCCCUACCCUCCGCGUGCCCGCUCCCUUGCCGCCUCUUUUGACCCUCCCUGCCCCCCCUCGCCGUUUCCCACCGCCCGCCAUUCGCUCCUCCCCGCCCGUGCGCUCCCCUCCUUUACCUUCUCCUCCCCCCUCCCCUCCUCUGCUGCACGCCUCUUCCUUCCCCUCGCCGACCCACUCCACUCCCUGCCCCUCCUCAAUCCGCACCCUGCCCCUCGUAUCUCGCCCCCCUAUGCUUGGUUUCUCCCCUCCCUGCCCCUCGCCGCCUUUCCCCGCUCCCCACCUCCCCCCUCUCCCUGCCCCCCCCACUCUCCCCCCCCCUUGUCCUUGGCUUCCUACCUCCCUGCCUCACCUUUCCCCCCUCCGUGUGCUCAGCUUCUCCCCUCCCUGCCCCUCCCUCCUCCCCGCCCUGCCCCUCAUUUUCCGCCCCCCCCCCCCCACGCCCGGUUUCUCCCCUCCCCGCGCCUCCCUUUCUUUCUCCGUGCCUCUCCUUUGCUCCCUCCCUGCCCCCGCCUGCCCAUGCCCCUGUCUUUGGCUUCUCCCCUCCCUGCCCCACGUUUCUUCCCUCCCUGCCCCCCGUCUGCCCCUCCCUUGUUUUCCCCUCACCCAUUGCUUCUCUCCUCCCUGCCCUUGAUUUCCCACACCCCUGCCCUCGUUUCCUAUCAUCCAUGCCCCUCGUUUCCCCCCUUUGUACGUUCAGCCUCUUCCCUCCCUGCCCCUCCCUUCCUCCCCCCCUGCCCUUUGCUCUCCCCUCGUUACGCUCCCUUCUCCCCAUCCCUGCUGCCCUCUUACCACCAUCAGCCCAUCCCCACGACCAGCCCCCCUCCCACCCUUCAAUCCCCCCCUCCCUCUCUCUCUCUCUCUCUCUCUCUCUCUCUCUUUCUCACACACACACACACACGCACACUCCCCUCCCCCACCCCCCCCACCUACAUCCUCCCAUUCUGCCCCUCCCUGCCCCUUUCCCACCCCCUCGCACGCCCCUCACCUCCCACCUCCGUGCAACUGGUUUCCCCCCUAUGGUGCCACCCUUGCAUCGCUCGCCCCUCUGCUCACCCUCUGCCCGCCCCUUUUCCGUGCCCUCAGUUGGCCCAGCCCCUGCCCGUUGCUGCCCCUCCCCUUGCCCCCUCAACUCCCCUGCCCCCCGUACACCCCAAGUCCCAUCCAACCGCCCCCACCCUCCCCCGGCUGCCCGUUUCCGCUCUCCACCCCCGCGACCGUGUGCGGCUUCCAACCGCCCAACGGUGUCACACCCCCUGCCCCCUCAUGCCAUCCGCUCCCCCCGCCCCUACCCUCCGCGUGCCCGCUCCCUUGCCGCCUCUUUUGACCCUCCCUGCCCCCCCUCGCCGUUUCCCACCGCCCGCCAUUCGCUCCUCCCCGCCCGUGCGCUCCCCUCCUUUACCUUCUCCUCCCCCCUCCCCUCCUCUGCUGCACGCCUCUUCCUUCCCCUCGCCGACCCACUCCACUCCCUGCCCCUCCUCAAUCCGCACCCUGCCCCUCGUAUCUCGCCCCCCUAUGCUUGGUUUCUCCCCUCCCUGCCCCUCGCCGCCUUUCCCCGCUCCCCACCUCCCCCCUCUCCCUGCCCCCCCCACUCUCCCCCCCCCUUGUCCUUGGCUUCCUACCUCCCUGCCUCACCUUUCCCCCCUCCGUGUGCUCAGCUUCUCCCCUCCCUGCCCCUCCCUCCUCCCCGCCCUGCCCCUCAUUUUCCGCCCCCCCCCCCCACGCCCGGUUUCUCCCCUCCCCGCGCCUCCCUUUCUUUCUCCGUGCCUCUCCUUUGCUCCCUCCCUGCCCCCGCCUGCCCAUGCCCCUGUCUUUGGCUUCUCCCCUCCCUGCCCCACGUUUCUUCCCUCCCUGCCCCCCGUCUGCCCCUCCCUUGUUUUCCCCUCACCCAUUGCUUCUCUCCUCCCUGCCCUUGAUUUCCCACACCCCUGCCCUCGUUUCCUAUCAUCCAUGCCCCUCCCCCUGCCCGUUGCUGCCCCUCCCCUUGCCCCCUCAACUCCCCUGCCCCCCGUACACCCCAAGUCCCAUCCAACCGCCCCCACCCUCCCCCGGCUGCCCGUUUCCGCUCUCCACCCCCGCGACCGUGUGCGGCUUCCAACCGCCCAACGGUGUCACACCCCCUGCCCCCUCAUGCCAUCCGCUCCCCCCGCCCCUACCCUCCGCGUGCCCGCUCCCUUGCCGCCUCUUUUGACCCUCCCUGCCCCCCCUCGCCGUUUCCCACCGCCCGCCAUUCGCUCCUCCCCGCCCGUGCGCUCCCCUCCUUUACCUUCUCCUCCCCCUCCCCUCCUCUGCUGCACGCCUCUUCCUUCCCCUCGCCGACCCACUCCACUCCCUGCCCCUCCUCAAUCCGCACCCUGCCCCUCGUAUCUCGCCCCCCUAUGCUUGGUUUCUCCCCUCCCUGCCCCUCGCCGCCUUUCCCCGCUCCCCACCUCCCCCCUCUCCCUGCCCCCCCCACUCUCCCCCCCCCUUGUCCUUGGCUUCCUACCUCCCUGCCUCACCUUUCCCCCCUCCGUGUGCUCAGCUUCUCCCCUCCCUGCCCCUCCCUCCUCCCCGCCCUGCCCCUCAUUUUCCGCCCCCCCCCCCCCACGCCCGGUUUCUCCCCUCCCCGCGCCUCCCUUUCUUUCUCCGUGCCUCUCCUUUGCUCCCUCCCUGCCCCCGCCUGCCCAUGCCCCUGUCUUUGGCUUCUCCCCUCCCUGCCCCACGUUUCUUCCCUCCCUGCCCCCCGUCUGCCCCUCCCUUGUUUUCCCCUCACCCAUUGCUUCUCUCCUCCCUGCCCUUGAUUUCCCACACCCCUGCCCUCGUUUCCUAUCAUCCAUGCCCCUCGUUUCCCCCCUUUGUACGUUCAGCCUCUUCCCUCCCUGCCCCUCCCUUCCUCCCCCCCUGCCCUUUGCUCUCCCCUCGUUACGCUCCCUUCUCCCCAUCCCUGCUGCCCUCUUACCACCAUCAGCCCAUCCCCACGACCAGCCCCCCUCCCACCCUUCAAUCCCCCCCUCCCUCUCUCUCUCUCUCUCUCUCUCUCUCUCUCUCUUUCUCACACACACACACACACGCACACUCCCCUCCCCCACCCCCCCCACCUACAUCCUCCCAUUCUGCCCCUCCCUGCCCCUUUCCCACCCCCUCGCACGCCCCUCACCUCCCACCUCCGUGCAACUGGUUUCCCCCCUAUGGUGCCACCCUUGCAUCGCUCGCCCCUCUGCUCACCCUCUGCCCGCCCCUUUUCCGUGCCCUCAGUUGGCCCAGCCCCUGCCCGUUGCUGCCCCUCCCCUUGCCCCCUCAACUCCCCUGCCCCCCGUACACCCCAAGUCCCAUCCAACCGCCCCCACCCUCCCCCGGCUGCCCGUUUCCGCUCUCCACCCCCGCGACCGUGUGCGGCUUCCAACCGCCCAACGGUGGUGCGCACGGGGCUCACACCCCCUGCCCCCUCAUGCCAUCCGCUCCCCCCGCCCCUACCCUCCGCGUGCCCGCUCCCUUGCCGCCUCUUUUGACCCUCCCUGCCCCCCCUCGCCGUUUCCCACCGCCCGCCAUUCGCUCCUCCCCGCCCGUGCGCUCCCCUCCUUUACCUUCUCCUCCCCCCUCCCCUCCUCUGCUGCACGCCUCUUCCUUCCCCUCGCCGACCCACUCCACUCCCUGCCCCUCCUCAAUCCGCACCCUGCCCCUCGUAUCUCGCCCCCCUAUGCUUGGUUUCUCCCCUCCCUGCCCCUCGCCGCCUUUCCCCGCUCCCCACCUCCCCCUCUCCCUGCCCCCCCCACUCUCCCCCCCCCUUGUCCUUGGCUUCCUACCUCCCUGCCUCACCUUUCCCCCCUCCGUGUGCUCAGCUUCUCCCCUCCCUGCCCCUCCCUCCUCCCCGCCCUGCCCCUCAUUUUCCGCCCCCCCCCCCACGCCCGGUUUCUCCCCUCCCCGCGCCUCCCUUUCUUUCUCCGUGCCUCUCCUUUGCUCCCUCCCUGCCCCCGCCUGCCCAUGCCCCUGUCUUUGGCUUCUCCCCUCCCUGCCCCACGUUUCUUCCCUCCCUGCCCCCCGUCUGCCCCUCCCUUGUUUUCCCCUCACCCAUUGCUUCUCUCCUCCCUGCCCUUGAUUUCCCACACCCCUGCCCUCGUUUCCUAUCAUCCAUGCCCCUCGUUUCCCCCCUUUCCCCUGCCCGUUGCUGCCCCUCCCCUUGCCCCCUCAACUCCCCUGCCCCCCGUACACCCCAAGUCCCAUCCAACCGCCCCCACCCUCCCCCGGCUGCCCGUUUCCGCUCUCCACCCCCGCGACCGUGUGCGGCUUCCAACCGCCCAACGGUGUCACACCCCCUGCCCCCUCAUGCCAUCCGCUCCCCCCGCCCCUACCCUCCGCGUGCCCGCUCCCUUGCCGCCUCUUUUGACCCUCCCUGCCCCCCCUCGCCGUUUCCCACCGCCCGCCAUUCGCUCCUCCCCGCCCGUGCGCUCCCCUCCUUUACCUUCUCCUCCCCCCUCCCCUCCUCUGCUGCACGCCUCUUCCUUCCCCUCGCCGACCCACUCCACUCCCUGCCCCUCCUCAAUCCGCACCCUGCCCCUCGUAUCUCGCCCCCCUAUGCUUGCUUCUCCCCUCCCUGCCCCUCCCUCCUCCCCGCCCUGCCCCUCAUUUUCCGCCCCCCCCCCCCCACGCCCGGUUUCUCCCCUCCCCGCGCCUCCCUUUCUUUCUCCGUGCCUCUCCUUUGCUCCCUCCCUGCCCCCGCCUGCCCAUGCCCCUGUCUUUGGCUUCUCCCCUCCCUGCCCCACGUUUCUUCCCUCCCUGCCCCCCGUCUGCCCCUCCCUUGUUUUCCCCUCACCCAUUGCUUCUCUCCUCCCUGCCCUUGAUUUCCCACACCCCUGCCCUCGUUUCCUAUCAUCCAUGCCCCUCCCCCUGCCCGUUGCUGCCCCUCCCCUUGCCCCCUCAACUCCCCUGCCCCCCGUACACCCCAAGUCCCAUCCAACCGCCCCCACCCUCCCCCGGCUGCCCGUUUCCGCUCUCCACCCCCGCGACCGUGUGCGGCUUCCAACCGCCCAACGGUGUCACACCCCCUGCCCCCUCAUGCCAUCCGCUCCCCCCGCCCCUACCCUCCGCGUGCCCGCUCCCUUGCCGCCUCUUUUGACCCUCCCUGCCCCCCCUCGCCGUUUCCCACCGCCCGCCAUUCGCUCCUCCCCGCCCGUGCGCUCCCCUCCUUUACCUUCUCCUCCCCCCUCCCCUCCUCUGCUGCACGCCUCUUCCUUCCCCUCGCCGACCCACUCCACUCCCUGCCCCUCCUCAAUCCGCACCCUGCCCCUCGUAUCUCGCCCCCCUAUGCUUGCUUCUCCCCUCCCUGCCCCUCCCUCCUCCCCGCCCUGCCCCUCAUUUUCCGCCCCCCCCCCCCCACGCCCGGUUUCUCCCCUCCCCGCGCCUCCCUUUCUUUCUCCGUGCCUCUCCUUUGCUCCCUCCCUGCCCCCGCCUGCCCAUGCCCCUGUCUUUGGCUUCUCCCCUCCCUGCCCCACGUUUCUUCCCUCCCUGCCCCCCGUCUGCCCCUCCCUUGUUUUCCCCUCACCCAUUGCUUCUCUCCUCCCUGCCCUUGAUUUCCCACACCCCUGCCCUCGUUUCCUAUCAUCCAUGCCCCUCCCCCUGCCCGUUGCUGCCCCUCCCCUUGCCCCCUCAACUCCCCUGCCCCCCGUACACCCCAAGUCCCAUCCAACCGCCCCCACCCUCCCCCGGCUGCCCGUUUCCGCUCUCCACCCCCGCGACCGUGUGCGGCUUCCAACCGCCCAACGGUGUCACACCCCCUGCCCCCUCAUGCCAUCCGCUCCCCCCGCCCCUACCCUCCGCGUGCCCGCUCCCUUGCCGCCUCUUUUGACCCUCCCUGCCCCCCCUCGCCGUUUCCCACCGCCCGCCAUUCGCUCCUCCCCGCCCGUGCGCUCCCCUCCUUUACCUUCUCCUCCCCCCUCCCCUCCUCUGCUGCACGCCUCUUCCUUCCCCUCGCCGACCCACUCCACUCCCUGCCCCUCCUCAAUCCGCACCCUGCCCCUCGUAUCUCGCCCCCCUAUGCUUGGUUUCUCCCCUCCCUGCCCCUCGCCGCCUUUCCCCGCUCCCCACCUCCCCCCUCUCCCUGCCCCCCCCACUCUCCCCCCCCCUUGUCCUUGGCUUCCUACCUCCCUGCCUCACCUUUCCCCCCUCCGUGUGCUCAGCUUCUCCCCUCCCUGCCCCUCCCUCCUCCCCGCCCUGCCCCUCAUUUUCCGCCCCCCCCCCCCCCACGCCCGGUUUCUCCCCUCCCCGCGCCUCCCUUUCUUUCUCCGUGCCUCUCCUUUGCUCCCUCCCUGCCCCCGCCUGCCCAUGCCCCUGUCUUUGGCUUCUCCCCUCCCUGCCCCACGUUUCUUCCCUCCCUGCCCCCCGUCUGCCCCUCCCUUGUUUUCCCCUCACCCAUUGCUUCUCUCCUCCCUGCCCUUGAUUUCCCACACCCCUGCCCUCGUUUCCUAUCAUCCAUGCCCCUCGUUUCCCCCCUUUCCCCUGCCCGUUGCUGCCCCUCCCCUUGCCCCCUCAACUCCCCUGCCCCCCGUACACCCCAAGUCCCAUCCAACCGCCCCCACCCUCCCCCGGCUGCCCGUUUCCGCUCUCCACCCCCGCGACCGUGUGCGGCUUCCAACCGCCCAACGGUGUCACACCCCCUGCCCCCUCAUGCCAUCCGCUCCCCCCGCCCCUACCCUCCGCGUGCCCGCUCCCUUGCCGCCUCUUUUGACCCUCCCUGCCCCCCCUCGCCGUUUCCCACCGCCCGCCAUUCGCUCCUCCCCGCCCGUGCGCUCCCCUCCUUUACCUUCUCCUCCCCCCUCCCCUCCUCUGCUGCACGCCUCUUCCUUCCCCUCGCCGACCCACUCCACUCCCUGCCCCUCCUCAAUCCGCACCCUGCCCCUCGUAUCUCGCCCCCCUAUGCUUGCUUCUCCCCUCCCUGCCCCUCCCUCCUCCCCGCCCUGCCCCUCAUUUUCCGCCCCCCCCCCCCCACGCCCGGUUUCUCCCCUCCCCGCGCCUCCCUUUCUUUCUCCGUGCCUCUCCUUUGCUCCCUCCCUGCCCCCGCCUGCCCAUGCCCCUGUCUUUGGCUUCUCCCCUCCCUGCCCCACGUUUCUUCCCUCCCUGCCCCCCGUCUGCCCCUCCCUUGUUUUCCCCUCACCCAUUGCUUCUCUCCUCCCUGCCCUUGAUUUCCCACACCCCUGCCCUCGUUUCCUAUCAUCCAUGCCCCUCCCCCUGCCCGUUGCUGCCCCUCCCCUUGCCCCCUCAACUCCCCUGCCCCCCGUACACCCCAAGUCCCAUCCAACCGCCCCCACCCUCCCCCGGCUGCCCGUUUCCGCUCUCCACCCCCGCGACCGUGUGCGGCUUCCAACCGCCCAACGGUGUCACACCCCCUGCCCCCUCAUGCCAUCCGCUCCCCCCGCCCCUACCCUCCGCGUGCCCGCUCCCUUGCCGCCUCUUUUGACCCUCCCUGCCCCCCCUCGCCGUUUCCCACCGCCCGCCAUUCGCUCCUCCCCGCCCGUGCGCUCCCCUCCUUUACCUUCUCCUCCCCCCUCCCCUCCUCUGCUGCACGCCUCUUCCUUCCCCUCGCCGACCCACUCCACUCCCUGCCCCUCCUCAAUCCGCACCCUGCCCCUCGUAUCUCGCCCCCCUAUGCUUGCUUCUCCCCUCCCUGCCCCUCCCUCCUCCCCGCCCUGCCCCUCAUUUUCCGCCCCCCCCCCCCCACGCCCGGUUUCUCCCCUCCCCGCGCCUCCCUUUCUUUCUCCGUGCCUCUCCUUUGCUCCCUCCCUGCCCCCGCCUGCCCAUGCCCCUGUCUUUGGCUUCUCCCCUCCCUGCCCCACGUUUCUUCCCUCCCUGCCCCCCGUCUGCCCCUCCCUUGUUUUCCCCUCACCCAUUGCUUCUCUCCUCCCUGCCCUUGAUUUCCCACACCCCUGCCCUCGUUUCCUAUCAUCCAUGCCCCUCCCCCUGCCCGUUGCUGCCCCUCCCCUUGCCCCCUCAACUCCCCUGCCCCCCGUACACCCCAAGUCCCAUCCAACCGCCCCCACCCUCCCCCGGCUGCCCGUUUCCGCUCUCCACCCCCGCGACCGUGUGCGGCUUCCAACCGCCCAACGGUGGUGCGCACGGGGCUCACACCCCCUGCCCCCUCAUGCCAUCCGCUCCCCCCGCCCCUACCCUCCGCGUGCCCGCUCCCUUGCCGCCUCUUUUGACCCUCCCUGCCCCCCCUCGCCGUUUCCCACCGCCCGCCAUUCGCUCCUCCCCGCCCGUGCGCUCCCCUCCUUUACCUUCUCCUCCCCCCUCCCCUCCUCUGCUGCACGCCUCUUCCUUCCCCUCGCCGACCCACUCCACUCCCUGCCCCUCCUCAAUCCGCACCCUGCCCCUCGUAUCUCGCCCCCCUAUGCUUGGUUUCUCCCCUCCCUGCCCCUCGCCGCCUUUCCCCGCUCCCCACCUCCCCCCUCUCCCUGCCCCCCCCACUCUCCCCCCCCCUUGUCCUUGGCUUCCUACCUCCCUGCCUCACCUUUCCCCCCUCCGUGUGCUCAGCUUCUCCCCUCCCUGCCCCUCCCUCCUCCCCGCCCUGCCCCUCAUUUUCCGCCCCCCCCCCCCCACGCCCGGUUUCUCCCCUCCCCGCGCCUCCCUUUCUUUCUCCGUGCCUCUCCUUUGCUCCCUCCCUGCCCCCGCCUGCCCAUGCCCCUGUCUUUGGCUUCUCCCCUCCCUGCCCCACGUUUCUUCCCUCCCUGCCCCCCGUCUGCCCCUCCCUUGUUUUCCCCUCACCCAUUGCUUCUCUCCUCCCUGCCCUUGAUUUCCCACACCCCUGCCCUCGUUUCCUAUCAUCCAUGCCCCUCGUUUCCCCCCUUUGUACGUUCAGCCUCUUCCCUCCCUGCCCCUCCCUUCCUCCCCCCCUGCCCUUUGCUCUCCCCUCGUUACGCUCCCUUCUCCCCAUCCCUGCUGCCCUCUUACCACCAUCAGCCCAUCCCCACGACCAGCCCCCCUCCCACCCUUCAAUCCCCCCCUCCUCUCUCUCUCUCUCUCUCUCUCUCUCUCUCUCUUUCUCACACACACACACACACGCACACUCCCCUCCCCCACCCCCCCCCACCUACAUCCUCCCAUUCUGCCCCUCCCUGCCCCUUUCCCACCCCCUCGCACGCCCCUCACCUCCCACCUCCGUGCAACUGGUUUCCCCCCUAUGGUGCCACCCUUGCAUCGCUCGCCCCUCUGCUCACCCUCUGCCCGCCCCUUUUCCGUGCCCUCAGUUGGCCCAGCCCCUGCCCGUUGCUGCCCCUCCCCUUGCCCCCUCAACUCCCCUGCCCCCCGUACACCCCAAGUCCCAUCCAACCGCCCCCACCCUCCCCCGGCUGCCCGUUUCCGCUCUCCACCCCCGCGACCGUGUGCGGCUUCCAACCGCCCAACGGUGGUGCGCACGGGGCUCACACCCCCUGCCCCCUCAUGCCAUCCGCUCCCCCCGCCCCUACCCUCCGCGUGCCCGCUCCCUUGCCGCCUCUUUUGACCCUCCCUGCCCCCCCUCGCCGUUUCCCACCGCCCGCCAUUCGCUCCUCCCCGCCCGUGCGCUCCCCUCCUUUACCUUCUCCUCCCCCCUCCCCUCCUCUGCUGCACGCCUCUUCCUUCCCCUCGCCGACCCACUCCACUCCCUGCCCCUCCUCAAUCCGCACCCUGCCCCUCGUAUCUCGCCCCCCUAUGCUUGGUUUCUCCCCUCCCUGCCCCUCGCCGCCUUUCCCCGCUCCCCACCUCCCCCCUCUCCCUGCCCCCCCCACUCUCCCCCCCCCCUUGUCCUUGGCUUCCUACCUCCCUGCCUCACCUUUCCCCCCUCCGUGUGCUCAGCUUCUCCCCUCCCUGCCCCUCCCUCCUCCCCGCCCUGCCCCUCAUUUUCCGCCCCCCCCCCCCCACGCCCGGUUUCUCCCCUCCCCGCGCCUCCCUUUCUUUCUCCGUGCCUCUCCUUUGCUCCCUCCCUGCCCCCGCCUGCCCAUGCCCCUGUCUUUGGCUUCUCCCCUCCCUGCCCCACGUUUCUUCCCUCCCUGCCCCCCGUCUGCCCCUCCCUUGUUUUCCCCUCACCCAUUGCUUCUCUCCUCCCUGCCCUUGAUUUCCCACACCCCUGCCCUCGUUUCCUAUCAUCCAUGCCCCUCGUUUCCCCCCUUUCCCCUGCCCGUUGCUGCCCCUCCCCUUGCCCCCUCAACUCCCCUGCCCCCCGUACACCCCAAGUCCCAUCCAACCGCCCCCACCCUCCCCCGGCUGCCCGUUUCCGCUCUCCACCCCCGCGACCGUGUGCGGCUUCCAACCGCCCAACGGUGUCACACCCCCUGCCCCCUCAUGCCAUCCGCUCCCCCCGCCCCUACCCUCCGCGUGCCCGCUCCCUUGCCGCCUCUUUUGACCCUCCCUGCCCCCCCUCGCCGUUUCCCACCGCCCGCCAUUCGCUCCUCCCCGCCCGUGCGCUCCCCUCCUUUACCUUCUCCUCCCCCCUCCCCUCCUCUGCUGCACGCCUCUUCCUUCCCCUCGCCGACCCACUCCACUCCCUGCCCCUCCUCAAUCCGCACCCUGCCCCUCGUAUCUCGCCCCCCUAUGCUUGGUUUCUCCCCUCCCUGCCCCUCGCCGCCUUUCCCCGCUCCCCACCUCCCCCCUCUCCCUGCCCCCCCCACUCUCCCCCCCCCCUUGUCCUUGGCUUCCUACCUCCCUGCCUCACCUUUCCCCCCUCCGUGUGCUCAGCUUCUCCCCUCCCUGCCCCUCCCUCCUCCCCGCCCUGCCCCUCAUUUUCCGCCCCCCCCCCCCCCACGCCCGGUUUCUCCCCUCCCCGCGCCUCCCUUUCUUUCUCCGUGCCUCUCCUUUGCUCCCUCCCUGCCCCCGCCUGCCCAUGCCCCUGUCUUUGGCUUCUCCCCUCCCUGCCCCACGUUUCUUCCCUCCCUGCCCCCCGUCUGCCCCUCCCUUGUUUUCCCCUCACCCAUUGCUUCUCUCCUCCCUGCCCUUGAUUUCCCACACCCCUGCCCUCGUUUCCUAUCAUCCAUGCCCCUCCCCCUGCCCGUUGCUGCCCCUCCCCUUGCCCCCUCAACUCCCCUGCCCCCCGUACACCCCAAGUCCCAUCCAACCGCCCCCACCCUCCCCCGGCUGCCCGUUUCCGCUCUCCACCCCCGCGACCGUGUGCGGCUUCCAACCGCCCAACGGUGGUGCGCACGGGGCUCACACCCCCUGCCCCCUCAUGCCAUCCGCUCCCCCCGCCCCUACCCUCCGCGUGCCCGCUCCCUUGCCGCCUCUUUUGACCCUCCCUGCCCCCCCUCGCCGUUUCCCACCGCCCGCCAUUCGCUCCUCCCCGCCCGUGCGCUCCCCUCCUUUACCUUCUCCUCCCCCCUCCCCUCCUCUGCUGCACGCCUCUUCCUUCCCCUCGCCGACCCACUCCACUCCCUGCCCCUCCUCAAUCCGCACCCUGCCCCUCGUAUCUCGCCCCCCUAUGCUUGGUUUCUCCCCUCCCUGCCCCUCGCCGCCUUUCCCCGCUCCCCACCUCCCCCCUCUCCCUGCCCCCCCCACUCUCCCCCCCCCCUUGUCCUUGGCUUCCUACCUCCCUGCCUCACCUUUCCCCCCUCCGUGUGCUCAGCUUCUCCCCUCCCUGCCCCUCCCUCCUCCCCGCCCUGCCCCUCAUUUUCCGCCCCCCCCCCCCCACGCCCGGUUUCUCCCCUCCCCGCGCCUCCCUUUCUUUCUCCGUGCCUCUCCUUUGCUCCCUCCCUGCCCCCGCCUGCCCAUGCCCCUGUCUUUGGCUUCUCCCCUCCCUGCCCCACGUUUCUUCCCUCCCUGCCCCCCGUCUGCCCCUCCCUUGUUUUCCCCUCACCCAUUGCUUCUCUCCUCCCUGCCCUUGAUUUCCCACACCCCUGCCCUCGUUUCCUAUCAUCCAUGCCCCUCCCCCUGCCCGUUGCUGCCCCUCCCCUUGCCCCCUCAACUCCCCUGCCCCCCGUACACCCCAAGUCCCAUCCAACCGCCCCCACCCUCCCCCGGCUGCCCGUUUCCGCUCUCCACCCCCGCGACCGUGUGCGGCUUCCAACCGCCCAACGGUGGUGCGCACGGGGCUCACACCCCCUGCCCCCUCAUGCCAUCCGCUCCCCCCGCCCCUACCCUCCGCGUGCCCGCUCCCUUGCCGCCUCUUUUGACCCUCCCUGCCCCCCCUCGCCGUUUCCCACCGCCCGCCAUUCGCUCCUCCCCGCCCGUGCGCUCCCCUCCUUUACCUUCUCCUCCCCCCUCCCCUCCUCUGCUGCACGCCUCUUCCUUCCCCUCGCCGACCCACUCCACUCCCUGCCCCUCCUCAAUCCGCACCCUGCCCCUCGUAUCUCGCCCCCCUAUGCUUGGUUUCUCCCCUCCCUGCCCCUCGCCGCCUUUCCCCGCUCCCCACCUCCCCCCUCUCCCUGCCCCCCCCACUCUCCCCCCCCCCUUGUCCUUGGCUUCCUACCUCCCUGCCUCACCUUUCCCCCCUCCGUGUGCUCAGCUUCUCCCCUCCCUGCCCCUCCCUCCUCCCCGCCCUGCCCCUCAUUUUCCGCCCCCCCCCCCCCACGCCCGGUUUCUCCCCUCCCCGCGCCUCCCUUUCUUUCUCCGUGCCUCUCCUUUGCUCCCUCCCUGCCCCCGCCUGCCCAUGCCCCUGUCUUUGGCUUCUCCCCUCCCUGCCCCACGUUUCUUCCCUCCCUGCCCCCCGUCUGCCCCUCCCUUGUUUUCCCCUCACCCAUUGCUUCUCUCCUCCCUGCCCUUGAUUUCCCACACCCCUGCCCUCGUUUCCUAUCAUCCAUGCCCCUCCCCCUGCCCGUUGCUGCCCCUCCCCUUGCCCCCUCAACUCCCCUGCCCCCCGUACACCCCAAGUCCCAUCCAACCGCCCCCACCCUCCCCCGGCUGCCCGUUUCCGCUCUCCACCCCCGCGACCGUGUGCGGCUUCCAACCGCCCAACGGUGUCACACCCCCUGCCCCCUCAUGCCAUCCGCUCCCCCCGCCCCUACCCUCCGCGUGCCCGCUCCCUUGCCGCCUCUUUUGACCCUCCCUGCCCCCCCUCGCCGUUUCCCACCGCCCGCCAUUCGCUCCUCCCCGCCCGUGCGCUCCCCUCCUUUACCUUCUCCUCCCCCCUCCCCUCCUCUGCUGCACGCCUCUUCCUUCCCCUCGCCGACCCACUCCACUCCCUGCCCCUCCUCAAUCCGCACCCUGCCCCUCGUAUCUCGCCCCCCUAUGCUUGGUUUCUCCCCUCCCUGCCCCUCGCCGCCUUUCCCCGCUCCCCACCUCCCCCCUCUCCCUGCCCCCCCCACUCUCCCCCCCCCUUGUCCUUGGCUUCCUACCUCCCUGCCUCACCUUUCCCCCCUCCGUGUGCUCAGCUUCUCCCCUCCCUGCCCCUCCCUCCUCCCCGCCCUGCCCCUCAUUUUCCGCCCCCCCCCCCCCCACGCCCGGUUUCUCCCCUCCCCGCGCCUCCCUUUCUUUCUCCGUGCCUCUCCUUUGCUCCCUCCCUGCCCCCGCCUGCCCAUGCCCCUGUCUUUGGCUUCUCCCCUCCCUGCCCCACGUUUCUUCCCUCCCUGCCCCCCGUCUGCCCCUCCCUUGUUUUCCCCUCACCCAUUGCUUCUCUCCUCCCUGCCCUUGAUUUCCCACACCCCUGCCCUCGUUUCCUAUCAUCCAUGCCCCUCGUUUCCCCCCUUUCCCCUGCCCGUUGCUGCCCCUCCCCUUGCCCCCUCAACUCCCCUGCCCCCCGUACACCCCAAGUCCCAUCCAACCGCCCCCACCCUCCCCCGGCUGCCCGUUUCCGCUCUCCACCCCCGCGACCGUGUGCGGCUUCCAACCGCCCAACGGUGGUGCGCACGGGGCUCACACCCCCUGCCCCCUCAUGCCAUCCGCUCCCCCCGCCCCUACCCUCCGCGUGCCCGCUCCCUUGCCGCCUCUUUUGACCCUCCCUGCCCCCCCUCGCCGUUUCCCACCGCCCGCCAUUCGCUCCUCCCCGCCCGUGCGCUCCCCUCCUUUACCUUCUCCUCCCCCCUCCCCUCCUCUGCUGCACGCCUCUUCCUUCCCCUCGCCGACCCACUCCACUCCCUGCCCCUCCUCAAUCCGCACCCUGCCCCUCGUAUCUCGCCCCCCUAUGCUUGGUUUCUCCCCUCCCUGCCCCUCGCCGCCUUUCCCCGCUCCCCACCUCCCCCCUCUCCCUGCCCCCCCCACUCUCCCCCCCCCCUUGUCCUUGGCUUCCUACCUCCCUGCCUCACCUUUCCCCCCUCCGUGUGCUCAGCUUCUCCCCUCCCUGCCCCUCCCUCCUCCCCGCCCUGCCCCUCAUUUUCCGCCCCCCCCCCCCCACGCCCGGUUUCUCCCCUCCCCGCGCCUCCCUUUCUUUCUCCGUGCCUCUCCUUUGCUCCCUCCCUGCCCCCGCCUGCCCAUGCCCCUGUCUUUGGCUUCUCCCCUCCCUGCCCCACGUUUCUUCCCUCCCUGCCCCCCGUCUGCCCCUCCCUUGUUUUCCCCUCACCCAUUGCUUCUCUCCUCCCUGCCCUUGAUUUCCCACACCCCUGCCCUCGUUUCCUAUCAUCCAUGCCCCUCCCCCUGCCCGUUGCUGCCCCUCCCCUUGCCCCCUCAACUCCCCUGCCCCCCGUACACCCCAAGUCCCAUCCAACCGCCCCCACCCUCCCCCGGCUGCCCGUUUCCGCUCUCCACCCCCGCGACCGUGUGCGGCUUCCAACCGCCCAACGGUGUCACACCCCCUGCCCCCUCAUGCCAUCCGCUCCCCCCGCCCCUACCCUCCGCGUGCCCGCUCCCUUGCCGCCUCUUUUGACCCUCCCUGCCCCCCCUCGCCGUUUCCCACCGCCCGCCAUUCGCUCCUCCCCGCCCGUGCGCUCCCCUCCUUUACCUUCUCCUCCCCCCUCCCCUCCUCUGCUGCACGCCUCUUCCUUCCCCUCGCCGACCCACUCCACUCCCUGCCCCUCCUCAAUCCGCACCCUGCCCCUCGUAUCUCGCCCCCCUAUGCUUGGUUUCUCCCCUCCCUGCCCCUCGCCGCCUUUCCCCGCUCCCCACCUCCCCCCUCUCCCUGCCCCCCCCACUCUCCCCCCCCCCUUGUCCUUGGCUUCCUACCUCCCUGCCUCACCUUUCCCCCCUCCGUGUGCUCAGCUUCUCCCCUCCCUGCCCCUCCCUCCUCCCCGCCCUGCCCCUCAUUUUCCGCCCCCCCCCCCCCCACGCCCGGUUUCUCCCCUCCCCGCGCCUCCCUUUCUUUCUCCGUGCCUCUCCUUUGCUCCCUCCCUGCCCCCGCCUGCCCAUGCCCCUGUCUUUGGCUUCUCCCCUCCCUGCCCCACGUUUCUUCCCUCCCUGCCCCCCGUCUGCCCCUCCCUUGUUUUCCCCUCACCCAUUGCUUCUCUCCUCCCUGCCCUUGAUUUCCCACACCCCUGCCCUCGUUUCCUAUCAUCCAUGCCCCUCCCCCUGCCCGUUGCUGCCCCUCCCCUUGCCCCCUCAACUCCCCUGCCCCCCGUACACCCCAAGUCCCAUCCAACCGCCCCCACCCUCCCCCGGCUGCCCGUUUCCGCUCUCCACCCCCGCGACCGUGUGCGGCUUCCAACCGCCCAACGGUGUCACACCCCCUGCCCCCUCAUGCCAUCCGCUCCCCCCGCCCCUACCCUCCGCGUGCCCGCUCCCUUGCCGCCUCUUUUGACCCUCCCUGCCCCCCCUCGCCGUUUCCCACCGCCCGCCAUUCGCUCCUCCCCGCCCGUGCGCUCCCCUCCUUUACCUUCUCCUCCCCCCUCCCCUCCUCUGCUGCACGCCUCUUCCUUCCCCUCGCCGACCCACUCCACUCCCUGCCCCUCCUCAAUCCGCACCCUGCCCCUCGUAUCUCGCCCCCCUAUGCUUGGUUUCUCCCCUCCCUGCCCCUCGCCGCCUUUCCCCGCUCCCCACCUCCCCCCUCUCCCUGCCCCCCCCACUCUCCCCCCCCCUUGUCCUUGGCUUCCUACCUCCCUGCCUCACCUUUCCCCCCUCCGUGUGCUCAGCUUCUCCCCUCCCUGCCCCUCCCUCCUCCCCGCCCUGCCCCUCAUUUUCCGCCCCCCCCCCCCCCACGCCCGGUUUCUCCCCUCCCCGCGCCUCCCUUUCUUUCUCCGUGCCUCUCCUUUGCUCCCUCCCUGCCCCCGCCUGCCCAUGCCCCUGUCUUUGGCUUCUCCCCUCCCUGCCCCACGUUUCUUCCCUCCCUGCCCCCCGUCUGCCCCUCCCUUGUUUUCCCCUCACCCAUUGCUUCUCUCCUCCCUGCCCUUGAUUUCCCACACCCCUGCCCUCGUUUCCUAUCAUCCAUGCCCCUCUUGGCCCAGCCCCUGCCCGUUGCUGCCCCUCCCCUUGCCCCCUCAACUCCCCUGCCCCCCGUACACCCCAAGUCCCAUCCAACCGCCCCCACCCUCCCCCGGCUGCCCGUUUCCGCUCUCCACCCCCGCGACCGUGUGCGGCUUCCAACCGCCCAACGGUGGUGCGCACGGGGCGUUUCUUCGCAUGGGCAAGCCUCCCCGGGGGCCCCCCACCCCGCUGGGGUCGUUUCACACCCCCUGCCCCCUCAUGCCAUCCGCUCCCCCCGCCCCUACCCUCCGCGUGCCCGCUCCCUUGCCGCCUCUUUUGACCCUCCCUGCCCCCCCUCGCCGUUUCCCACCGCCCGCCAUUCGCUCCUCCCCGCCCGUGCGCUCCCCUCCUUUACCUUCUCCUCCCCCCUCCCCUCCUCUGCUGCACGCCUCUUCCUUCCCCUCGCCGACCCACUCCACUCCCUGCCCCUCCUCAAUCCGCACCCUGCCCCUCGUAUCUCGCCCCCCUAUGCUUGCUUCUCCCCUCCCUGCCCCUCCCUCCUCCCCGCCCUGCCCCUCAUUUUCCGCCCCCCCCCCCCCACGCCCGGUUUCUCCCCUCCCCGCGCCUCCCUUUCUUUCUCCGUGCCUCUCCUUUGCUCCCUCCCUGCCCCCGCCUGCCCAUGCCCCUGUCUUUGGCUUCUCCCCUCCCUGCCCCACGUUUCUUCCCUCCCUGCCCCCCGUCUGCCCCUCCCUUGUUUUCCCCUCACCCAUUGCUUCUCUCCUCCCUGCCCUUGAUUUCCCACACCCCUGCCCUCGUUUCCUAUCAUCCAUGCCCCUCCCCCUGCCCGUUGCUGCCCCUCCCCUUGCCCCCUCAACUCCCCUGCCCCCCGUACACCCCAAGUCCCAUCCAACCGCCCCCACCCUCCCCCGGCUGCCCGUUUCCGCUCUCCACCCCCGCGACCGUGUGCGGCUUCCAACCGCCCAACGGUGUCACACCCCCUGCCCCCUCAUGCCAUCCGCUCCCCCCGCCCCUACCCUCCGCGUGCCCGCUCCCUUGCCGCCUCUUUUGACCCUCCCUGCCCCCCCUCGCCGUUUCCCACCGCCCGCCAUUCGCUCCUCCCCGCCCGUGCGCUCCCCUCCUUUACCUUCUCCUCCCCCCUCCCCUCCUCUGCUGCACGCCUCUUCCUUCCCCUCGCCGACCCACUCCACUCCCUGCCCCUCCUCAAUCCGCACCCUGCCCCUCGUAUCUCGCCCCCCUAUGCUUGGUUUCUCCCCUCCCUGCCCCUCGCCGCCUUUCCCCGCUCCCCACCUCCCCCCUCUCCCUGCCCCCCCCACUCUCCCCCCCCCUUGUCCUUGGCUUCCUACCUCCCUGCCUCACCUUUCCCCCCUCCGUGUGCUCAGCUUCUCCCCUCCCUGCCCCUCCCUCCUCCCCGCCCUGCCCCUCAUUUUCCGCCCCCCCCCCCCCCACGCCCGGUUUCUCCCCUCCCCGCGCCUCCCUUUCUUUCUCCGUGCCUCUCCUUUGCUCCCUCCCUGCCCCCGCCUGCCCAUGCCCCUGUCUUUGGCUUCUCCCCUCCCUGCCCCACGUUUCUUCCCUCCCUGCCCCCCGUCUGCCCCUCCCUUGUUUUCCCCUCACCCAUUGCUUCUCUCCUCCCUGCCCUUGAUUUCCCACACCCCUGCCCUCGUUUCCUAUCAUCCAUGCCCCUCGUUUCCCCCCUUUCCCCUGCCCGUUGCUGCCCCUCCCCUUGCCCCCUCAACUCCCCUGCCCCCCGUACACCCCAAGUCCCAUCCAACCGCCCCCACCCUCCCCCGGCUGCCCGUUUCCGCUCUCCACCCCCGCGACCGUGUGCGGCUUCCAACCGCCCAACGGUGUCACACCCCCUGCCCCCUCAUGCCAUCCGCUCCCCCCGCCCCUACCCUCCGCGUGCCCGCUCCCUUGCCGCCUCUUUUGACCCUCCCUGCCCCCCCUCGCCGUUUCCCACCGCCCGCCAUUCGCUCCUCCCCGCCCGUGCGCUCCCCUCCUUUACCUUCUCCUCCCCCCUCCCCUCCUCUGCUGCACGCCUCUUCCUUCCCCUCGCCGACCCACUCCACUCCCUGCCCCUCCUCAAUCCGCACCCUGCCCCUCGUAUCUCGCCCCCCUAUGCUUGGUUUCUCCCCUCCCUGCCCCUCGCCGCCUUUCCCCGCUCCCCACCUCCCCCCUCUCCCUGCCCCCCCCCCACUCUCCCCCCCCCUUGUCCUUGGCUUCCUACCUCCCUGCCUCACCUUUCCCCCCUCCGUGUGCUCAGCUUCUCCCCUCCCUGCCCCUCCCUCCUCCCCGCCCUGCCCCUCAUUUUCCGCCCCCCCCCCCCCACGCCCGGUUUCUCCCCUCCCCGCGCCUCCCUUUCUUUCUCCGUGCCUCUCCUUUGCUCCCUCCCUGCCCCCGCCUGCCCAUGCCCCUGUCUUUGGCUUCUCCCCUCCCUGCCCCACGUUUCUUCCCUCCCUGCCCCCCGUCUGCCCCUCCCUUGUUUUCCCCUCACCCAUUGCUUCUCUCCUCCCUGCCCUUGAUUUCCCACACCCCUGCCCUCGUUUCCUAUCAUCCAUGCCCCUCCCCCUGCCCGUUGCUGCCCCUCCCCUUGCCCCCUCAACUCCCCUGCCCCCCGUACACCCCAAGUCCCAUCCAACCGCCCCCACCCUCCCCCGGCUGCCCGUUUCCGCUCUCCACCCCCGCGACCGUGUGCGGCUUCCAACCGCCCAACGGUGCAUUACCGCCCCUCUCCCCUUAUCCCCCACCACGCCCCCAAGCAGGCCUUUCUCCCCCCAGCCUCCCGUCUCCCUGCCCUUAGUACCGCCGCGCUCUGCCCGUGCGUCACCCUUGCCCACUUCAUACCACCUCCCCCUUCUCCCCCCCCCCCGGCUUCUCCCUAUCAUCACCCGCAUGUUCCCCCACUCCCCUGUCCACAACGUCCCUCCACCCCCCUUCCUGCUUUCCCCACUCCCACUCUGCCCCCCACACCUCUACGAGCCGUACUUCCCCCUCCAGCCUCCCUUUCCCCCCCAGCUACUUCCGCAUCCAGCGUGGGCUGCACCUCUGCAUCCCGCCCUGCCAGGCCCUUCGGUGACCCAACUGCCGCCACCUGGCACCACGCCGCCUUUCCCACCCCCAUCCAAUCUCUACACCCCCUGCCCCUGCUCCCUGCGCAAUCCAGCCACCUACCCCAGCCUCCCUCUACCUCUCCCUAACUCCACACCGCCGUUCCUACCCCCAGCCAAGGUCUACACCCCUUGCUUUUGCUCCCUGGGCUGUGCCGUCCCCAACCUCCCUCCGCCUUUCCGCGGCACCAGACCGCCUCUCCCUCCCCCAGCCAACUUUUGCACCCCCUGUUCCUGCCCCUUGUGCCCUCCAACACCCUACCUCAACCCCCCCCAGUCUCCCCCUUCUCCAACACCCUCCAUAUUUCCUCCCCCCUGGGGCUCGCCCAUCCGCAGCUAUCACCCUUCAUCGAUUCCCCAAUUCCCUCUGUCCCCUGUUUCCCGGCCCCGCAUCCUAUCCUGCAUUUACCACAGCACCUCCUUUCGGUGCCCUCUCUGCCCUCCCACGUUCUCACCCCCCGCCUCCCAACCUUCUCAUUACCCGCUACCAGGCUCACGCCAACUCGACUACCCACUACCCUUUGCCCCUUCCUCUCUGUUCCCCACCCUUCCUUUCCCACCUGGCUCCACCUGCCCACCCCCACCUCCCGUGGAAUUCUGCCCUGCCCUCCCCACCUCUGGCCCACCACCUGUCCCCACACCCUGCUCACCCACCGCUACACCACCCCCGCCCCCCCACCUCCACUACAGCCCGCCAACACUUCCCCUCUCAAUCGGCCCCCAGCCCGCCCCCCCCCUUGGGCCCCAAUCCCCUCCAACUGGAGUUCCUUCCCCCUUUGACGCCCUCUUGAGCCAACCCCAGCAACUCACACCGCCACCGCCAGGCAUGCUGCCUCUAGCCAGGGGGGAACUUGCAGCUGACACUGCACGGGAAGGGGUAAGUGAGUUUGUGUGUGAAGGAGCAGCAGAGGCUACAGAGGAUGGGGCAGCAAAGGCUGCACGGGAAGGGGCAAUGGGGGUUGUGGGGGAAGGGGCAGCAGAGGCUGCAGAGGAAAGGGCAGCAGAGGCUGCAAGGGAAGGGGCAGCAGCGGCUGCACGGGAAAGGGCGGCAGGGGCUGCACGGGAAGGGGCGGCAGGGACCGUGACUCUGGCCAGGCAAAGGGCAGAGGCCAUGGAGACAGGUUUUGCAGGAGUAGGGGCCACGGAACCUGCUGCUGCGUCGGCUGGGGGAACCGCAGCAGAGGAGGCUAUAGGGACCGCACCAGUCGAGGCUGCAAGGACUGCAGCAGGAGCGACAGAGGCCACAGCGGGGGCUGGUAUAGGGGGAGGUGCUACGGGUGCAGCGGGGAAGGGGGUAACGGGGACUGGUGCGAGGGAGAGUGCCGCCCCGGCUGUAGCAAGAGAGGGUACGGCAGGGGCCUCAAAGGCAGAAGGUGAGGCUGCAGCUGAAGCAGCAGGGAGGGCCAUAGCACGGCCAGUAGGGGCGGCAGGGGCCGCAGCAAACUCGGGGAAACACACAGCAGGGCCGGCAGGGCCGGCAGAGACUGCAAAAGGGGCUAGCAGUAAAGCGGCAGCAGGCGGGGUGGGCUUGGGGGACAUAGGGGCAACAGGGGAAGGAGAGGGGAGGGUGGUCCCGACCGGGGUGGGCACUGAAGAGGGGGAUGUGAUAGCGAUAGAGGAGGAUGAGGGAGAGGAUGUGAUGCACAUUGACGGGCCACUGGCCCAAUACCUCACGCUUGACGGUGAGGCCGACCCGGCCCCCCUGCAGCCUCACGUCGAGGUUCCCCCUCUACCCCCCAUGCCCGUCCCCAUGCUAGCAGAAGGACCGAUGGAGGGGCUGGGGGAGACCUUGAGGACAGAGCCGCGCGAGGGAGCCCCCAUCCUCACCUCCCGUCCUCCAGCCCACCAGCCCCCAGGAGCACCACUUCCCCACCCCCACCCUCAGGUCCCGGUAGUGUCCAGGGGGGCAGCCAAGGCCCUGGCCUUCUUGGCGGAGCCGUGCUCCCCGACCCCCACGCUGCUCCAUGGCCAGCCCCCCUCUCCGUCCCCAACGCCUGACCCCACGGUUGCAGGCGGUCCACCGGGAGAGCACGCGGGUGCGACAAGAGCAGAGUCACCCGAGGGCACCCCUUCUCUCACCUCUCACCCCUCCCCGCCCCUUCCCUCACUCCUUCCUUCACCCCCAAGGGCAGCACACCUCUGCCCCCACCCUCAGGGGCUCCUUAGAGCACCACGUGGAGCAGCCAGGGCUCUGGUCUUCCUAGAGGAGCCAUGCUCCCCGACUCCUACCAACACCCAGCCACCCCUUACCGGCCCACUACCCCCUCCUCCACCAGGCCCCCCCCCACCCGGUAGUACACACAUCUCGGAGGUUGAAGCAUCUCUGCGGCCAAAUCCCUCUCCCACACGCUACAGGCACCCAAACCACCCGAGUCGCCGCACAGCCCCAACACGCCCACCCAACAGGCUGCCCUCCCCACACCACCCCCCCCAGGCAGCCGAGACCCACCCGCAAGGGCUUGCGCCCCAGGCUCAUGGGAGCGGCGGCACCCGGGUAGAGGGGCCCACAGGAGAGGCCACCACAGAGCCCACACAAAUCUCUCUCCCCCCACCGUUUGUACCUCGCUCUAACCUCCACACUGGCCCAGCCCCUCGACCCCCACCUCCAACCCCCUCUCCCGGCCGGGUUCCCCACGAGUGGCCCCGUUGGGCAGCCAUCACCCCCCACACACAGCUUGCCCGAUCUGUUCCCACGGAGGGGGAUGUUUCGAGGAGAGUGGGGAUGCACACAGAGCACCCCCUGCCUGGCGAACCACCCAUCCUCCCUCCACCCACCCCUUUGGCCCCACAGCCCCCCCUUCCUUCACAAACAGGCGCGGACAACCAGGUUGGCCGCCGGCGGAAGAACAGGGGCAGAGGAGGCAGAGGGUCAGCCCACGUACUCCCCCCUCCCUCCCUCCCCCACCAAGAGCCCCUCCCCACCUCACAUCCCGUUGAACAAUUACCAGGCCCUACCUCUACAGCCCGUCCACCAAACCUACACUCCCGCCCCGCUCCUGCACCUCCACAGGGCCAUGGGAGCGGACCAGCCCACUCACCCCCAUUCUGCCCCUCCCGUGCUGUGUCCCCCUCCCAGGUGGCGGCGGCCGCGAUCGCUACUGGGAGGGGGGCCGUCGGGUUGAGGGAUGCGCCCAUGGCAGACGCCACCGACUCCCCCUCCCAUCCCUCCCACCCCUUCCAUGUCGACGACCCCCUACCGCAACCCAUGGUGAUUGGGGAGGGCCAAGGGGGCCUUCUAGGGCAGGGUCCACACCCGAGCUCCGCUCAGCCAGCACGCCCCACUCCACCCUCUACCCUGCCAGCCCUCCUACUCUCACCUACAGGCAGGCAGGUCUUCGAGACCCCAGAGGAGGUGAGGGCUGGCAUUUCAGAUUUGCUGGCGAUACACCGCCUGAGCAGCUCUCCGGCUGCCCCCACCCUUCCAGUCCCACAGGACCGGACCCGGACGUAUGCGGAGGUCACCCGGUCUGUCCCUUCUUUUAUCCCCCCCGCCACUCAGCCAGGCGCGUCACUCCCGACCCCAAUGGAGACGGACCGGGGUCUGAGGCCGUGUCACUCGCACCUAGACGGGGUGGCGCCUCCCCCCGUUCAGCCCGUGGCGCAGGAGGUCACCAGCAGUAGGGAUGAGGCAUCCGCCCCUACCGAGACCCCUCCGCCUGGGGUAGCAGAGCCGUCACUUGAACCGCACCCCGCCGAGGGGCAGGAGCACACCACGGCACACACUUCAGGCUCACCUCCACGUCCCCCCUCCCCAGCUUCAACACCGGUGCCGGCACGAGGCCCGGCCCUAUCCUGUGCGACACCACCUCUAUCUUCGCUGACACCCCCCCCGCGCGGGGCUGGUGAGUCGUCUCCUCCCCUCAUCCCAGGCGAUCCUGUCGGAGCUCAGGCCGCCCACGGGGUCCCCUCUACAGCCAGUUCCGACGCCACGGCCCCGAUUGACCCCGCCGACACGGCGACAUCACCCGACCAGGUCGUGAGUUGCCCCACCUGCAGGAGCUCUCUCGCGAACCGACGCGCGCUCCAGCACCACAUUCCCUUCUGCCAUCCUGCGGACGCGGCUCGCAGGGCGCAGGCUGCCCAUGAUACCGCCUCGAUCAUCCCUUCCCUCUCACAGCCCCGUGCGACCGGGAUGCAGUUCACCGACGCACAGUGGCAGACGCUCGACUCGGUGGACUGGACAGAGUACUUCUCGCCCGAGCGUAUCCAUACACGCCCUCUCCGACGUGUCCCGGAGAGGGUCCGCGGAGGAUAUCUUGACGUCCUCAGUGCGAUCCUAGUCCGCAUUGCCCAGGACCCGGAGGCUGCUGGCCCUACCUUCCUCCUCGCUGCAGCGCCGACUCUUUUCCUUGUUCCAGCGACGCCACCCGACCGCUCGCACACGGCUGCCAUUGCAACGCGCAUCUCUCGCUUUGGUCGAGGUGAGUGGGCUGAGCUAGUCUCAGAUGCACUAGGCCGUCGCACACCCCUUCCUCGCCGCACAGGUCACCGGUCACGCACCGCCACCGAUCCCUCUGCAGCAGAUGAGCGCCGCAUUGCACGUUGCCUUCGUCUGGCAGCGUGCAAUGAGACCUCACGGGCGUGCGCGGCUCUCGAGUCCGCGGAGGCAGCCCCAGAUACACAGGGGACGAUACAGCGCCUGCAGUCGAAGCACCCCAACGCGGAGAGGCCGACCCCAGCUUGGCUGUCUGGCUUCCAGGGGUCCCCUCUCGUGCUCUCGGUGGAUCACUUACGCCGCGCGAUUUUCACAGCUCCGCGGGGCUCUUCGGGAGGACCGUCCGGUUGGGUCGCUGAGCACCUGCGAGACACUUUCCUAGCUUUCCCUCAGAGUCUCCAUUUCCUCCUGGCCGUGUACCAGCAGUGGCUCCGAGGCCGUUGCGCUCCAGCUGCGCGCUCCUUGCUAGCGUCCUCCACCCUCGUGGCUCUGGCGAAGUCGAACAUGGAUGUUCGGCCGAUUGCCAUCGGCGAGGUUUUGGUCCGCAUUCUUUCUCGGGCAGUUUGUCUCCAGCUACGUGACCAGAUGGCGAGGGUCUUCUUGGCAUCACAGCAGUUUGGGGUGGGGGUUACGUGCGGGACAGAGGUCGUAGUUAGAGGCGUCCGCCGCGCUCUGGCUGACCACCCAGACUGGGUGGUCCUGCAGCUAGACGUGGCGAAUGCCUUUAACUCUUUCCACCGAGACAGGAUGUUUCAGGCGCUGCAGGCCAGUCCGGAGUUUCAGUGUCUGAUCCCCUUCAUCGGCCUCUUCUACGGGACGCCCUCGGAUCUCCACUACAGGUCAGGCACGGGAGUGGUCACGAUGCACUCGGAGCGGGGCACUCGCCAGGGAGACCCUCUCAGCCCCUUCUUGUACGCUCUGACACAGCGUCUUGCUUUGGAGCCGGUUCUGGCGGAGGGGGAUGUCCAGCUCUGGUCGUACGCCGAUGACACGUACGUGCUAGGUCCCCCAGACAGGGUGCUGCACCAUUUUGCCGAGAUCGUGAGGCGCUUGGGCGAGAUGGGCCUUGCAGCCCAGCCGCACAAGUGCCUCGUCUACCAGACAGAGUCCUUUCUGUCCAGGGAUCUGGAGGCUUUCACGGGCCUAGGGAUCGAGGUCGCACGCCGAGGGCUCACCGUGACAGGCGUACCGGUAGGCACCGUUUCGUUCGUGGAGCAGAGUCUCCCGGAUCGUCUCGAGAGGAUGGGGCGGGUGCUACCUUGGCUUCCGAGGUUGCGCCAGCCCCAGACAGCUGCCCGCCUUCUUUCGGCGUGUGUCAGCACUCGUCCGCAGUACCUGUCGAGGACCGUCCCUCCUUCGCCCGCAGUGAUCUCCAGUUUUACACGGUGGGACGCACGCCUGGGAGAGACUUUUCAGCAGCUUUUAGCUUCAGGGACCUGGGCUUGUCGCGAGGACGUCCGAGAGGCCGCCCUAGACCAGAUCUUCCUCCCCAUCCGUCUCGGGGGUUUCGGCAUUCGUCGCAUGGCGCGCAUGGCCCCGGUGAGUUUCGUGUGCUCCUGGGUGCAGUGUGCACCCAUUCUCUGUUCUCUCCCUGCGUGUGGCGAGGUGUUUCGGCAGAGCUUCGCUUCAGGUGAGCCAGAGCAGAUCGACCGGGCUCUGCAGACGGCGCUAGAGGGUCUCCCUCCUGACGUUCUCUCUCUCCUUCCCCCCUGGCCCUCUUGCGCUUCUGCCUCCCCCGAUUCCCUUUUUGCAGGAGCGAGCCGUCUUCUGGAGGCGCAUGCCUUGGAGGCCGUGCGUGCCCGUCACACCUCUCCCUUGCACCUUGCCCGUUUGACUUCCCUUCAGGGCGGAGGUGCAGGAGCGUGGUUGACGUCGGUGCCGUACGCCGACCCACUGCGCAUCCCGGAGGCGCUGUGGCAGGCGGCUUCAUCUUCUCGUCUUGGUCUCCCUAUCCCCCAGUUAGCCCUUGCAGGUCAGUGCUCCUGCGGACAGGCGAUUGACGACAUGACGGUGCCUCAUCACGCGGUUCGGUGCCCGCGUUACGGGGUCGCCACUACCAUCCACGACACGGUGAAGUACAUGCUUCGAGACUUUGCGGUCGAGGCGGGCUUCGCGGUAAAGGUGGAGGACUCUACGCUGUUCACACAGUUGGAGGCGGCUCGAGCGAGACUACUGGGACAGCCAGUGGUGGGAGAGGGGACACGGGCUGAGGGACCGGGGGAGCGGAGAGGCGAGGCGGGACAGCCGGGUGGCGGGGGACAGUGGGGACGGCACCAGCUGCGGGGUCAGGUGGAGCGAGGGACAGGUGGGCAGAGGGGACGGCAGGGGGAGCAGACGGGCCAGGACGGGGAGGGGGGACGGCACAGGCAGCAGCAGGAGAGCCAGUGGAGGCCGCGGGCCCAGGGCGCCGCGCCUCCAGGUUCGGCCUCGGGGGCGGGGCAGGGGCGGGAGCAGCAGAGAGCGGACGGAGGUACAGGAGGGGCAGCGGGAUUGGGAGGGGAGGGCCAGGGAGUGAGAGAGGCAGCAGGGGAUGGAGCAGGGGGGUCGGGAGGUUUGGGGGAGGGUAGGGAGGGGGAGGGGAGAGGACAGGUGGAUGGAGGAGAGGAGAGGGGGAGAGAGACGAUCGGAGAGGGGGCACCAAGGGACCAGACAGGGCAGCAGCCAGCGCAACAGCAGGGACCAGUCGGACGCACAGGCCGUGUAGGCACCGCCUCCCGCAUUCCAGACCUCACCUGCCGCGACGUUGGCCAGGGUCUGAUGGUUCUUGUGGAUGUCUCCAUAGCGGAUCCACAGCGGGAGGGGAACGUGCAGCUGAGACGGGCGACCCCCACACAGAUUGGAGUGGCAGCAGCUAGGCGGGUGCAGGAGAAGCUGCGUCACUGGGGGCCGCACUUAGAGGGGCUGCAGCCGGCACCACACUUUUACGCGUGCGUGGCGGAGACCUUUGGCCUUCUGAGUGAGCCGCUGCGUCAGUUUCUGGGGCUCUGCGCAAAGAGGAUAGCACAGCGGAGGAGGGAUAGAGGUGGGGGGGAUGACGGAUCGGCACGGAUAUUUGAGGCAGGACUCACUACACGCCUCUCCGUUGCACUGCAGCGCGCGCAGGCUCAAUGCAUGAUCCAGCAUGCGGUGCGGCAGUUAGGGAGUCACACCCCCUGCCCCCUCAUGCCAUCCGCUCCCCCCGCCCCUACCCUCCGCGUGCCCGCUCCCUUGCCGCCUCUUUUGACCCUCCCUGCCCCCCCUCGCCGUUUCCCACCGCCCGCCAUUCGCUCCUCCCCGCCCGUGCGCUCCCCUCGUUUACCUUCUCCUCCCCCCUCCCCUCCUCUGCUGCACGCCUCUUCCUUCCCCUCGCCGACCCACUCCACUCCCUGCCCCUCCUCAAUCCGCACCCUGCCCCUCGUAUCUCGCCCCCCUAUGCUUGGUUUCUCCCCUCCCUGCCCCUCGCCGCCUUUCUCCGCUCCCCACCUCCCCCCUCUCCCUGCCCCCCCCACUCUCCCCACCCUUGCCCUUGGCUUCCUACCUCCCUGCCUCACCUUUCCCCCCUCUGUGUGCUCAGCUUCUCCCCUCCCUGCCCCUCCCUCCUCCCCGCCCUGCCCCUCAGUUUUCCGCCCCCCCCCCCACGCCCGGUUUCUCCCCUCCCCGCGCCUCCCUUUCUUUCUCCGUGCCUCUCCUCUGCUCCCUCCCUGCCCCCGCCUGCCCAUGCCCCUGUCUUUGGCUUCUCCCCUCCCUGCCCCACGUUUCUUCCCUCCCUGCCCACCCCCUCUGCCCCUCCCUUGUUUUCCCCUCACCCAUUGCUUCUCUCCCUCCCUGCCCUUGAUUUCCCGCACCCCUGCCCUUGUUUCCUAUCCAUCCAUGCCCCUCGUUUCCCCCCCUUUGUACGUUCAGCCUCUUCCCUCCCUGCCCCUCCCUUCCUCCCCCCCUGCCCUUUGCUCUCCCCUCGUUACGCUCCCUUCUCCCCAUCCCUGCUGCCCUCUUACCACCAUCAGCCCAUCCCCACCACCAGCCCCCCUCCCACCCUUCAAUCCCCCCCUCCCUCUCUCUCUCUCUCUCUCUCUCUCUCUCUCUUUCUCACACACACACACACGCACACUCCCCUCCCCCACCCCCCCCCACCUACAUCCUCCCAUUCUGCCCCUCCCUGCCCCUUUCCCACCCCCUCGCACGCCCCUCACCUCCCACCUCCGUGCAACUGGUUUCCCCCCCUAUGGUGCCACCCUUGCAUCGCUCGCCCCUCUGCUCACCCUCUGCCCGCCCCUUUUCCGUGCCCUCAGUUGGCCCAGCCCCUGCCCGUUGCUGCCCCUCCCCUUGCCCCCUCAACUCCCCUGCCCCCCGUACACCCCAAGUCCCAUCCAACCGCCCCCACCCUCCCCCGGCUGCCCGUUUCCGCUCUCCACCCCCGCGACCGUGUGCGGCUUCCAACCGCCCAACGGUGGUGCGCACGGGGCGUUUCUUCGCAUGGGCAAGCCUCCCCGGGGGCCCCCCACCCCGCUGGGUCGUUCCCAGUACUGCUCUCGCCCACCGGCGCUUAGCUUCGGAGUUCUGAUGGGAUCCGGCGUAGUAGCCGAGUCACACCCCCUGCCCCCUCAUGCCAUCCGCUCCCCCCGCCCCUACCCUCCGCGUGCCCGCUCCCUUGCCGCCUCUUUUGACCCUCCCUGCCCCCCCUCGCCGUUUCCCACCGCCCGCCAUUCGCUCCUCCCCGCCCGUGCGCUCCCCUCGUUUACCUUCUCCUCCCCCCUCCCCUCCUCUGCUGCACGCCUCUUCCUUCCCCUCGCCGACCCACUCCACUCCCUGCCCCUCCUCAAUCCGCACCCUGCCCCUCGUAUCUCGCCCCCCUAUGCUUGGUUUCUCCCCUCCCUGCCCCUCGCCGCCUUUCUCCGCCCCCCACCUCCCCCCUCUCCCUGCCCCCCCCACUCUCCCCACCCUUGCCCUUGGCUUCCUACCUCCCUGCCCCACCUUUCCCCCCUCUGUGUGCUCAGCUUCUCCCCUCCCUGCCCCUCCCUCCUCCCCGCCCUGCCCCUCGUUUUCCGCCCCCCCCACGCCCGGUUUCUCCCCUCCCCGCGCCUCCCUUUCUUUCUCCGUGCCUCUCCUCUGCUCCCUCCCUGCCCCCGCCUGCCCAUGCCCCUGUCUUUGGCUUCUCCCCUCCCUGCCCCACGUUUCUUCCCUCCCUGCCCACCCCCUCUGCCCCUCCCUUGUUUUCCCCUCACCCAUUGCUUCUCUCCCUCCCUGCCCUUGAUUUCCCGCACCCCUGCCCUUGUUUCCUACCAUCCAUGCCCCUCGUUUCCCCCCCUUUGUACGUUCAGCCUCUUCCCUCCCUGCCCCUCCCUUCCUCCCCCCCUGCCCUUUGCUCUCCCCUCGUUACGCUCCCUUCUCCCCAUCCCUGCUGCCCUCUUACCACCAUCAGCCCAUCCCCACCACCAGCCCCCCUCCCACCCUUCUCUCCCCCCCUCCCUCUCUCUCUCUCUCUCUCUCUCUUUCUCACACACACACACACGCACACUCCCCUCCCCCACCCCCCCCACCCACAUCCUCCCAUUCUGCCCCUCCCUGCCCCUUUCCCACCCCCUCGCACGCCCCUCACCUCCCACCUCCGUGCAACUGGUUUCCCCCCCCUAUGGUGCCUCCCUUGCAUCGCUCGCCCCUCUGCUCACCCUCUGCCCGCCCCUUUUCCGUGCCCUCAGCUGGCCCAGCCCCUGCCCGUUGCUGCCCCUCCCCUUGCCCCCUCAACUCCCCUGCCCCCCGUACACCCCAAGUCCCAUCCAACCGCCCCCACCCUCCCCCGGCUGCCCGUUUCCGCUCUCCACCCCCGCGACCGUGUGCGGCUUCCAACCGCCCAACGGUGGUGCGCACGGGGCGUUUCUUCGCACUGGGCAAGCCUCCCCGGGGGCCCCCCACCCCGCUGGGUCGUUCAUUACCGCCCCUCUCCCCUUAUCCCCCACCACGCCCCCAAGCAGGCCUUUCUCCCCCCAGCCUCCCGUCUCCCUGCCCUUAGUACCGCCGCGCUCUGCCCGUGCGUCACCCUUGCCCACUUCAUACCACCUCCCCCUUCUCCCCCCCCCCCGGCUUCUCCCUAUCAUCACCCGCAUGUUCCCCCACUCCCCUGUCCACAACGUCCCUCCACCCCCCUUCCUGCUUUCCCCACUCCCACUCUGCCCCCCACACCUCUACGAGCCGUACUUCCCCCUCCAGCCUCCCUUUCCCCCCCAGCUACUUCCGCAUCCAGCGUGGGCUGCACCUCUGCAUCCCGCCCUGCCAGGCCCUUCGGUGACCCAACUGCCGCCACCUGGCACCACGCCGCCUUUCCCACCCCCAUCCAAUCUCUACACCCCCUGCCCCUGCUCCCUGCGCAAUCCAGCCACCUACCCCAGCCUCCCUCUACCUCUCCCUAACUCCACACCGCCGUUCCUACCCCCAGCCAAGGUCUACACCCCUUGCUUUUGCUCCCUGGGCUGUGCCGUCCCCAACCUCCCUCCGCCUUUCCGCGGCACCAGACCGCCUCUCCCUCCCCCAGCCAACUUUUGCACCCCCUGUUCCUGCCCCUUGUGCCCUCCAACACCCUACCUCAACCCCCCCCAGUCUCCCCCUUCUCCAACACCCUCCAUAUUUCCUCCCCCCUGGGGCUCGCCCAUCCGCAGCUAUCACCCUUCAUCGAUUCCCCAAUUCCCUCUGUCCCCUGUUUCCCGGCCCCGCAUCCUAUCCUGCAUUUACCACAGCACCUCCUUUCGGUGCCCUCUCUGCCCUCCCACGUUCUCACCCCCCGCCUCCCAACCUUCUCAUUACCCGCUACCAGGCUCACGCCAACUCGACUACCCACUACCCUUUGCCCCUUCCUCUCUGUUCCCCACCCUUCCUUUCCCACCUGGCUCCACCUGCCCACCCCCACCUCCCGUGGAAUUCUGCCCUGCCCUCCCCACCUCUGGCCCACCACCUGUCCCCACACCCUGCUCACCCACCGCUACACCACCCCCGCCCCCCCACCUCCACUACAGCCCGCCAACACUUCCCCUCUCAAUCGGCCCCCAGCCCGCCCCCCCCUUGGGCCCCAAUCCCCUCCAACUGUCAGGCCCCCUCUACCCUCUCUUCCACCCACUGCGCACCGCUUUCCCCACCCUUUUCCCCUUUCCCCAAGCUAACCCCCCGCACCCCGGCCUCUGCCAGGGAGUUCCUUCCCCCUUUGACGCCCUCUUGAGCCAACCCCAGCAACUCACACCGCCACCGCCAGGCAUGCUGCCUCUAGCCAGGGGGGAACUUGCAGCUGACACUGCACGGGAAGGGGUAAGUGAGUUUGUGUGUGAAGGAGCAGCAGAGGCUACAGAGGAUGGGGCAGCAAAGGCUGCACGGGAAGGGGCAAUGGGGGUUGUGGGGGAAGGGGCAGCAGAGGCUGCAGAGGAAAGGGCAGCAGAGGCUGCAAGGGAAGGGGCAGCAGCGGCUGCACGGGAAAGGGCGGCAGGGGCUGCACGGGAAGGGGCGGCAGGGACCGUGACUCUGGCCAGGCAAAGGGCAGAGGCCAUGGAGACAGGUUUUGCAGGAGUAGGGGCCACGGAACCUGCUGCUGCGUCGGCUGGGGGAACCGCAGCAGAGGAGGCUAUAGGGACCGCACCAGUCGAGGCUGCAAGGACUGCAGCAGGAGCGACAGAGGCCACAGCGGGGGCUGGUAUAGGGGGAGGUGCUACGGGUGCAGCGGGGAAGGGGGUAACGGGGACUGGUGCGAGGGAGAGUGCCGCCCCGGCUGUAGCAAGAGAGGGUACGGCAGGGGCCUCAAAGGCAGAAGGUGAGGCUGCAGCUGAAGCAGCAGGGAGGGCCAUAGCACGGCCAGUAGGGGCGGCAGGGGCCGCAGCAAACUCGGGGAAACACACAGCAGGGCCGGCAGGGCCGGCAGAGACUGCAAAAGGGGCUAGCAGUAAAGCGGCAGCAGGCGGGGUGGGCUUGGGGGACAUAGGGGCAACAGGGGAAGGAGAGGGGAGGGUGGUCCCGACCGGGGUGGGCACUGAAGAGGGGGAUGUGAUAGCGAUAGAGGAGGAUGAGGGAGAGGAUGUGAUGCACAUUGACGGGCCACUGGCCCAAUACCUCACGCUUGACGGUGAGGCCGACCCGGCCCCCCUGCAGCCUCACGUCGAGGUUCCCCCUCUACCCCCCAUGCCCGUCCCCAUGCUAGCAGAAGGACCGAUGGAGGGGCUGGGGGAGACCUUGAGGACAGAGCCGCGCGAGGGAGCCCCCAUCCUCACCUCCCGUCCUCCAGCCCACCAGCCCCCAGGAGCACCACUUCCCCACCCCCACCCUCAGGUCCCGGUAGUGUCCAGGGGGGCAGCCAAGGCCCUGGCCUUCUUGGCGGAGCCGUGCUCCCCGACCCCCACGCUGCUCCAUGGCCAGCCCCCCUCUCCGUCCCCAACGCCUGACCCCACGGUUGCAGGCGGUCCACCGGGAGAGCACGCGGGUGCGACAAGAGCAGAGUCACCCGAGGGCACCCCUUCUCUCACCUCUCACCCCUCCCCGCCCCUUCCCUCACUCCUUCCUUCACCCCCAAGGGCAGCACACCUCUGCCCCCACCCUCAGGGGCUCCUUAGAGCACCACGUGGAGCAGCCAGGGCUCUGGUCUUCCUAGAGGAGCCAUGCUCCCCGACUCCUACCAACACCCAGCCACCCCUUACCGGCCCACUACCCCCUCCUCCACCAGGCCCCCCCCCACCCGGUAGUACACACAUCUCGGAGGUUGAAGCAUCUCUGCGGCCAAAUCCCUCUCCCACACGCUACAGGCACCCAAACCACCCGAGUCGCCGCACAGCCCCAACACGCCCACCCAACAGGCUGCCCUCCCCACACCACCCCCCCCAGGCAGCCGAGACCCACCCGCAAGGGCUUGCGCCCCAGGCUCAUGGGAGCGGCGGCACCCGGGUAGAGGGGCCCACAGGAGAGGCCACCACAGAGCCCACACAAAUCUCUCUCCCCCCACCGUUUGUACCUCGCUCUAACCUCCACACUGGCCCAGCCCCUCGACCCCCACCUCCAACCCCCUCUCCCGGCCGGGUUCCCCACGAGUGGCCCCGUUGGGCAGCCAUCACCCCCCACACACAGCUUGCCCGAUCUGUUCCCACGGAGGGGGAUGUUUCGAGGAGAGUGGGGAUGCACACAGAGCACCCCCUGCCUGGCGAACCACCCAUCCUCCCUCCACCCACCCCUUUGGCCCCACAGCCCCCCCUUCCUUCACAAACAGGCGCGGACAACCAGGUUGGCCGCCGGCGGAAGAACAGGGGCAGAGGAGGCAGAGGGUCAGCCCACGUACUCCCCCCUCCCUCCCUCCCCCACCAAGAGCCCCUCCCCACCUCACAUCCCGUUGAACAAUUACCAGGCCCUACCUCUACAGCCCGUCCACCAAACCUACACUCCCGCCCCGCUCCUGCACCUCCACAGGGCCAUGGGAGCGGACCAGCCCACUCACCCCCAUUCUGCCCCUCCCGUGCUGUGUCCCCCUCCCAGGUGGCGGCGGCCGCGAUCGCUACUGGGAGGGGGGCCGUCGGGUUGAGGGAUGCGCCCAUGGCAGACGCCACCGACUCCCCCUCCCAUCCCUCCCACCCCUUCCAUGUCGACGACCCCCUACCGCAACCCAUGGUGAUUGGGGAGGGCCAAGGGGGCCUUCUAGGGCAGGGUCCACACCCGAGCUCCGCUCAGCCAGCACGCCCCACUCCACCCUCUACCCUGCCAGCCCUCCUACUCUCACCUACAGGCAGGCAGGUCUUCGAGACCCCAGAGGAGGUGAGGGCUGGCAUUUCAGAUUUGCUGGCGAUACACCGCCUGAGCAGCUCUCCGGCUGCCCCCACCCUUCCAGUCCCACAGGACCGGACCCGGACGUAUGCGGAGGUCACCCGGUCUGUCCCUUCUUUUAUCCCCCCCGCCACUCAGCCAGGCGCGUCACUCCCGACCCCAAUGGAGACGGACCGGGGUCUGAGGCCGUGUCACUCGCACCUAGACGGGGUGGCGCCUCCCCCCGUUCAGCCCGUGGCGCAGGAGGUCACCAGCAGUAGGGAUGAGGCAUCCGCCCCUACCGAGACCCCUCCGCCUGGGGUAGCAGAGCCGUCACUUGAACCGCACCCCGCCGAGGGGCAGGAGCACACCACGGCACACACUUCAGGCUCACCUCCACGUCCCCCCUCCCCAGCUUCAACACCGGUGCCGGCACGAGGCCCGGCCCUAUCCUGUGCGACACCACCUCUAUCUUCGCUGACACCCCCCCCGCGCGGGGCUGGUGAGUCGUCUCCUCCCCUCAUCCCAGGCGAUCCUGUCGGAGCUCAGGCCGCCCACGGGGUCCCCUCUACAGCCAGUUCCGACGCCACGGCCCCGAUUGACCCCGCCGACACGGCGACAUCACCCGACCAGGUCGUGAGUUGCCCCACCUGCAGGAGCUCUCUCGCGAACCGACGCGCGCUCCAGCACCACAUUCCCUUCUGCCAUCCUGCGGACGCGGCUCGCAGGGCGCAGGCUGCCCAUGAUACCGCCUCGAUCAUCCCUUCCCUCUCACAGCCCCGUGCGACCGGGAUGCAGUUCACCGACGCACAGUGGCAGACGCUCGACUCGGUGGACUGGACAGAGUACUUCUCGCCCGAGCGUAUCCAUACACGCCCUCUCCGACGUGUCCCGGAGAGGGUCCGCGGAGGAUAUCUUGACGUCCUCAGUGCGAUCCUAGUCCGCAUUGCCCAGGACCCGGAGGCUGCUGGCCCUACCUUCCUCCUCGCUGCAGCGCCGACUCUUUUCCUUGUUCCAGCGACGCCACCCGACCGCUCGCACACGGCUGCCAUUGCAACGCGCAUCUCUCGCUUUGGUCGAGGUGAGUGGGCUGAGCUAGUCUCAGAUGCACUAGGCCGUCGCACACCCCUUCCUCGCCGCACAGGUCACCGGUCACGCACCGCCACCGAUCCCUCUGCAGCAGAUGAGCGCCGCAUUGCACGUUGCCUUCGUCUGGCAGCGUGCAAUGAGACCUCACGGGCGUGCGCGGCUCUCGAGUCCGCGGAGGCAGCCCCAGAUACACAGGGGACGAUACAGCGCCUGCAGUCGAAGCACCCCAACGCGGAGAGGCCGACCCCAGCUUGGCUGUCUGGCUUCCAGGGGUCCCCUCUCGUGCUCUCGGUGGAUCACUUACGCCGCGCGAUUUUCACAGCUCCGCGGGGCUCUUCGGGAGGACCGUCCGGUUGGGUCGCUGAGCACCUGCGAGACACUUUCCUAGCUUUCCCUCAGAGUCUCCAUUUCCUCCUGGCCGUGUACCAGCAGUGGCUCCGAGGCCGUUGCGCUCCAGCUGCGCGCUCCUUGCUAGCGUCCUCCACCCUCGUGGCUCUGGCGAAGUCGAACAUGGAUGUUCGGCCGAUUGCCAUCGGCGAGGUUUUGGUCCGCAUUCUUUCUCGGGCAGUUUGUCUCCAGCUACGUGACCAGAUGGCGAGGGUCUUCUUGGCAUCACAGCAGUUUGGGGUGGGGGUUACGUGCGGGACAGAGGUCGUAGUUAGAGGCGUCCGCCGCGCUCUGGCUGACCACCCAGACUGGGUGGUCCUGCAGCUAGACGUGGCGAAUGCCUUUAACUCUUUCCACCGAGACAGGAUGUUUCAGGCGCUGCAGGCCAGUCCGGAGUUUCAGUGUCUGAUCCCCUUCAUCGGCCUCUUCUACGGGACGCCCUCGGAUCUCCACUACAGGUCAGGCACGGGAGUGGUCACGAUGCACUCGGAGCGGGGCACUCGCCAGGGAGACCCUCUCAGCCCCUUCUUGUACGCUCUGACACAGCGUCUUGCUUUGGAGCCGGUUCUGGCGGAGGGGGAUGUCCAGCUCUGGUCGUACGCCGAUGACACGUACGUGCUAGGUCCCCCAGACAGGGUGCUGCACCAUUUUGCCGAGAUCGUGAGGCGCUUGGGCGAGAUGGGCCUUGCAGCCCAGCCGCACAAGUGCCUCGUCUACCAGACAGAGUCCUUUCUGUCCAGGGAUCUGGAGGCUUUCACGGGCCUAGGGAUCGAGGUCGCACGCCGAGGGCUCACCGUGACAGGCGUACCGGUAGGCACCGUUUCGUUCGUGGAGCAGAGUCUCCCGGAUCGUCUCGAGAGGAUGGGGCGGGUGCUACCUUGGCUUCCGAGGUUGCGCCAGCCCCAGACAGCUGCCCGCCUUCUUUCGGCGUGUGUCAGCACUCGUCCGCAGUACCUGUCGAGGACCGUCCCUCCUUCGCCCGCAGUGAUCUCCAGUUUUACACGGUGGGACGCACGCCUGGGAGAGACUUUUCAGCAGCUUUUAGCUUCAGGGACCUGGGCUUGUCGCGAGGACGUCCGAGAGGCCGCCCUAGACCAGAUCUUCCUCCCCAUCCGUCUCGGGGGUUUCGGCAUUCGUCGCAUGGCGCGCAUGGCCCCGGUGAGUUUCGUGUGCUCCUGGGUGCAGUGUGCACCCAUUCUCUGUUCUCUCCCUGCGUGUGGCGAGGUGUUUCGGCAGAGCUUCGCUUCAGGUGAGCCAGAGCAGAUCGACCGGGCUCUGCAGACGGCGCUAGAGGGUCUCCCUCCUGACGUUCUCUCUCUCCUUCCCCCCUGGCCCUCUUGCGCUUCUGCCUCCCCCGAUUCCCUUUUUGCAGGAGCGAGCCGUCUUCUGGAGGCGCAUGCCUUGGAGGCCGUGCGUGCCCGUCACACCUCUCCCUUGCACCUUGCCCGUUUGACUUCCCUUCAGGGCGGAGGUGCAGGAGCGUGGUUGACGUCGGUGCCGUACGCCGACCCACUGCGCAUCCCGGAGGCGCUGUGGCAGGCGGCUUCAUCUUCUCGUCUUGGUCUCCCUAUCCCCCAGUUAGCCCUUGCAGGUCAGUGCUCCUGCGGACAGGCGAUUGACGACAUGACGGUGCCUCAUCACGCGGUUCGGUGCCCGCGUUACGGGGUCGCCACUACCAUCCACGACACGGUGAAGUACAUGCUUCGAGACUUUGCGGUCGAGGCGGGCUUCGCGGUAAAGGUGGAGGACUCUACGCUGUUCACACAGUUGGAGGCGGCUCGAGCGAGACUACUGGGACAGCCAGUGGUGGGAGAGGGGACACGGGCUGAGGGACCGGGGGAGCGGAGAGGCGAGGCGGGACAGCCGGGUGGCGGGGGACAGUGGGGACGGCACCAGCUGCGGGGUCAGGUGGAGCGAGGGACAGGUGGGCAGAGGGGACGGCAGGGGGAGCAGACGGGCCAGGACGGGGAGGGGGGACGGCACAGGCAGCAGCAGGAGAGCCAGUGGAGGCCGCGGGCCCAGGGCGCCGCGCCUCCAGGUUCGGCCUCGGGGGCGGGGCAGGGGCGGGAGCAGCAGAGAGCGGACGGAGGUACAGGAGGGGCAGCGGGAUUGGGAGGGGAGGGCCAGGGAGUGAGAGAGGCAGCAGGGGAUGGAGCAGGGGGGUCGGGAGGUUUGGGGGAGGGUAGGGAGGGGGAGGGGAGAGGACAGGUGGAUGGAGGAGAGGAGAGGGGGAGAGAGACGAUCGGAGAGGGGGCACCAAGGGACCAGACAGGGCAGCAGCCAGCGCAACAGCAGGGACCAGUCGGACGCACAGGCCGUGUAGGCACCGCCUCCCGCAUUCCAGACCUCACCUGCCGCGACGUUGGCCAGGGUCUGAUGGUUCUUGUGGAUGUCUCCAUAGCGGAUCCACAGCGGGAGGGGAACGUGCAGCUGAGACGGGCGACCCCCACACAGAUUGGAGUGGCAGCAGCUAGGCGGGUGCAGGAGAAGCUGCGUCACUGGGGGCCGCACUUAGAGGGGCUGCAGCCGGCACCACACUUUUACGCGUGCGUGGCGGAGACCUUUGGCCUUCUGAGUGAGCCGCUGCGUCAGUUUCUGGGGCUCUGCGCAAAGAGGAUAGCACAGCGGAGGAGGGAUAGAGGUGGGGGGGAUGACGGAUCGGCACGGAUAUUUGAGGCAGGACUCACUACACGCCUCUCCGUUGCACUGCAGCGCGCGCAGGCUCAAUGCAUGAUCCAGCAUGCGGUGCGGCAGUUAGGGAGGUCCGACGACGGGUGGAUGCCCGCACCAGUCCCACUGGGUGCGGGGCAGGGAACUUGGCACCACGUCACAGGGUGCUUCGAGAGUUCACACCCCCUGCCCCCUCAUGCCAUCCGCUCCCCCCGCCCCUACCCUCCGCGUGCCCGCUCCCUUGCCGCCUCUUUUGACCCUCCCUGCCCCCCUCGCCGUUUCCCACCGCCCGCCAUUCGCUCCUCCCCGCCCGUGCGCUCCCCUCGUUUACCUUCUCCUCCCCCCUCCCCUCCUCUGCUGCACGCCUCUUCCUUCCCCUCGCCGACCCACUCCACUCCCUGCCCCUCCUCAAUCCGCACCCUGCCCCUCGUAUCUCGCCCCCCUAUGCUUGGUUUCUCCCCUCCCUGCCCCUCGCCGCCUUUCUCCGCCCCCCACCUCCCCCCUCUCCCUGCCCCCCCACUCUCCCACCCUUGCCCUUGGCUUCCUACCUCCCUGCCCCACCUUUCCCCCCUCUGUGUGCUCAGCUUCUCCCCUCCCUGCCCCUCCCUCCUCCCCGCCCUGCCCCUCGUUUUCCGCCCCCCCACGCCCGGUUUCUCCCCUCCCCGCGCCUCCCUUUCUUUCUCCGUGCCUCUCCUCUGCUCCCUCCCUGCCCCCGCCUGCCCAUGCCCCUGUCUCUGGCUUCUCCCCUCCCUGCCCCACGUUUCUUCCCUCCCUGCCCACCCCCUCUGCCCCUCCCUUGUUUUCCCCUCACCCAUUGCUUCUCCCCUCCCUGCCCUUGAUUUCCCGCACCCCUGCCCUUGUUUUCCUACCAUCCAUGCCCCUCGUUUCCCCCCCUUUGUACGUUCAGCCUCUUCCCUCCCUGCCCCUCCCUUCCUCCCCCCCUGCCCUUUGCUCUCCCCUCGUUACGCUCCCUUCUCCCCAUCUCUGCUGCCCUCUUACCACCAUCAGCCCAUCCCCACCACCAGCCCCCCUCCCACCCUUCUCUCCCCCCCUCCCUUUCCCUCUCUCUCUUUCUCACACACACACACGCACACUCCCCUCCCCCACCCCCCACCCACAUCCUCCCAUUCUGCCCCUCCCUGCCCCUUUCCCACCCCCUCGCACGCCCCUCACCUCCCACCUCCGUGCAACUGCUGGCCCAGCCCCUGCCCGUUGCUGCCCCUCCCCUUGCCCCCUCAACUCCCCUGCCCCCCGUACACCCCAGUCCCAUCCAACCGCCCCCACCCUCCCCCGGCUGCCCGUUUCCGCUCUCCACCCCCGCGACCGUGCGCGGCUUCCAACCGCCCAACGGUGGUGCGCACGGGGCGUUUCUUCGCACGGGCAAGCCUCCCCGGGGGCCCCCCACCCCGCUGGGUCGUUGUUCGGGCAAAGAAACGAAAAUAA
Closterium sp. NIES-65 is the source of this 52294-nucleotide messenger RNA. Lineage: Eukaryota; Viridiplantae; Streptophyta; Zygnematophyceae; Desmidiales; Closteriaceae. The record is from the annotation of a GenBank genome assembly.